Porites lobata is the source of this 51142-nucleotide messenger RNA. Lineage: Eukaryota; Metazoa; Cnidaria; Anthozoa; Scleractinia; Poritidae. The record is from the annotation of a GenBank genome assembly.
CUAAGUACACCUCAAAUCACGCGCGUCGCUCUAACCUAUUGGCUAAAUGCCAGGAUGUAAAGUUUACUCACAACCUGUUGUCAGUAGCGUUGUAUUAAAUUCAUCCUCUCCACGCCACGCUAGUUUGGCUAGUUUGGAGAGAUAAAGAGACAUUUGCUACGUACGUUGACAUUUGUUCAUGGCUCAUGCCUUUAAAAUCUUCUGGUACCAUUAGCAAACUGCAUCACUCUGGCUUCAAGCGGUGAUUCGGGAAUUUUGAAGAGGACAAGCAUUAAAAUUCAAGUAUCAGGAACAAAAAUGCCGAGCGUCACACAUCCACUGCAAGCGGCUUCCUUAUCCGGCCAUGAUGCGUUUGUAGAAGGAGUGGAAUUCAGUAGUAACGGGAAAUAUAUUAUAUCAACUUCAGCAGGUGGGAAACGAAAAUAAGUAUUUUUAUUUGUAUUUUAAUGUUCUUGUAUUUACAUCAUAGAUAAUUUCUGUCCAAAAAAGUCCUUUACAACAUUUUGAAACCCCCAAAAAAAUCAUCCGUAUUUCUUUGCCGUAAAACGUUUCGCGCUUCUUCACGCGCGAAACGCGCGAAGAUGAGAGCGAGGCUGUUGUUAAAUCAAAGAUGGCGGCCGUGGAAGUCGCUUCACUGGCGACGAUCGCAGUAACCUGUGUAAUAGCUGCUGUAUUGUUAGCGGUUGUGUUUUAUAUUGGGUUUAAGAGUCAACGGCAAAGUGAACAGAAUACUGAGAUAAAUCAAGGCGAACUGGAGUUAAAGCCAGAGGAAAACGGCCAAAGGAAAGACAAAACAAAACAAAGUGGCAAAGGGAAAAAGGGUGUUCUUCAGUUGAAAAGCCACCGUAGACAAUAUGCUGUACUUAAAGGACACACAGAACACAUCUUUGAUUUGGAGUUUAGUUUAAAUGGAAAGUACCUGGCUUCAACCUCACAAGGUCCUCACCAAAUUUAAUUAUCAGCUGAUAUAGUAAUUAUAUGCACGAGACACGUGCGCGCACAAUUAAGCUUACUGUAGCCAUCAUUAUUAUCUUGGGCUUUAUCUACAAAACGCACCUCAGUAGCUGUAAACAAUUUAUUAUUUAUUAGCCAUUUUGCUUUACUUUCUUAUUAAGUUUUUACGGUUUCUUUGAUUUGUUUUACUGUUUAGUGAAAUGGAAACGUUUCAGGGGAAGGGGAAAUUAUGCUCAUAUAUAUUUCGAGAUAGAGAAGCUCAAUUUCAACUCUAAUCUUUUUCGCGGAAUCAGUCUCCUUGUAAAAUGCACUUUUCUAAAUCUGACGAAGGAAAUUUAAGCCUAUCUCAUUUAACCCAUUUUGCUUUAAAAGUUCAACACUGGCAAAGUUCACAGAGCAAGUUGGAGUGAAAUAUACCUUGAUUAGUAAACAUCUAGUCAAUUUUAAGCUGAGAGAAAGUGGAUAACAAAGGUGCAAUAAAUUGACACGUCAUAUGUGUGGGAAGAAACUGCGUGUACAGGCCCAGUCUUGGAAAGUUUUUUUCUUCUUCUCUGGGGAUCAUUUAUUAUUGUUUACUUAAUUGACUUAAUCCUUACCAGUUUUUUAAUUUGUCGAACAAGUAAACAAUUUUUGUUAUGUUCUUAACUUUUUUGUGCAAAAAAGCAAAAGAAACUCACUUUAUUUCCAUUUGGCAUAUUUCUCAAUUAAGUAUAAGUUAAAAAUUUUAUUUUCUCUGGAGAAAAAUAAUCGUGUCAUAAAUUUAUGAGAGAUUGUAAUAAGUAAAGUGCUGGUAAUUGAAGAAUCUUUACAAUUAAGAUAAAUCCUUUGUUUUGAUUUAAACAUCAUGACUCCAAGACAUAUGUCUAUUUUCAAUGUUUUUAUAAGUUUGCUGUAUAAAUCUCAAGUACAUUAUCUCUACUUUAAGUGUUGAGGUGCUUGUUUUGAAAUACGUAUCUAUGAAUAUUGUUCUUUUUUAUCCAGUGGAAUUGAAAGCUUUAUCAAAAAUUUAUUACUUCAUGCUAAUUUGAGAAAAUGCAGCUGUUCUGUAGGGGUAAUCUCACUUAUGAAACGGCUUGAUUUAUUCAGCAUUAAUUUGGUCUCGCAAAUAAAAAUAAUUUUUAAAAAUCAAACUACUUCUUGUACCACAAUGAUUUCUUUUAGCGAGAAGAAAUCCAUAUCCUUUAUAUCAAUACUUAUGUCUUUGCCUAAUUGGUGAUUUCACAUGUACAACAUGUAAGACAUGGAAUAGACCAUUUCCAAGUUCCAAAAGAUCUCACUCCCCAGCAUAGCAAGGCUACGUGUAAAACCUUUCUUGUGAAAAUGAGUUUUAUUUGCUUGACAAUAAAAAAUCAACUUCGUAUCAGUAAAUUUCACACUUCCCGUUGCUUUGAAAUUGAGGCUUCGGACAACUUGAAAAUGGCCUUCACACAACACACCAAUUAUUUUAUAAUGCUGACUGCUGUUAGGUUUACUUAAGUCUAAUGUCAAAGAAGUAAAUGCUUUCAAUAUUGAACAAGGCAUUGGCCUAUGCUUUGGUAAUUCGUACCCACUGUUAACUUAAAUCUAUAUUGAGUGGAAUUGUUUUGUUCUUGUAGACAGAACUGUGAGAUUGUGGAGUGUAAAAGAUUUUAAAGAAAAGGAGCACAAGUGAGUUCAAUUGUCUAUAAUUCUUAUUGAUAACUGUACAUCUGUCAUACACAGUCAUAAUGAAUGAAAAAAUUACCAAAAGCUGCAACGGGCUUAUACAGAUUUUCUCUGUAAGAGGUUUUAGUAGGGCUCUUAAAAUGAGGGGCCUAUAUCCAAAGGGGCUUAUAACCAGAAGAGCAAAAGGGUUCUCAAACUCAUUAAUAAUUCAUCAAGUUACCAGCCAAUAAAUUCACAUGAUGUCUAUUUUGGGUCUAUUUUAGUCAGGUGGAUGAGUCUUGAUACCCAAUGAAACACCAGAUGAAAAUACACUGUGUUUUCAAAAGUAGAUUGAGUUUGAUUGUCCGGGUGAACGUAGUCCUGAAUAGGACUGUUGUUGUUGACAGUAACUGACGUUUCGACAACCUGUGCGGUAGUCAUCUUCAAAGUCAAAGUGAGUUGUAUCACGUCAGUUGAUGGUGUUAUACUCUGGUUAUUGAUCUGAUUGGUCAAUUACAUCGCAAUGUUAUUGGUCAUCUGUCAGUUAAGCCGUGAUGUUAUUGGCUAUGAAGACUCGUAAUCGGUAAUUGGUGCGUUUCGAUCCAUCUAUUGUCACAGUUAAACGGUCGUCUAUUGUUAGUCAAAUUGUCAGUUCUCCAGUUGUUCUCUCGUAGUUAGUUUUGCUUGAUCUCGUCAAUAUGUCGUUUGUACGGCGCUGGUAACUGUUGGCUAUGAUUCAGUGGCAUUUGUUCUAAGUUAGUAAACCAGCUUUCUAAAGUAAGACGUUGAUAGUAGUCUGUAGAAUACGUUAAACAUGUCGCAGAGUCCCAGUCAAUUUGAUGUUUCGUCUUUAAAUGGUCCUCAGCAAUGUGAUUGUUAACAUCACCAUUCCUCGUCGCUUGUUUGAGUUCGGUCAGUCGCGUGCUUAGGUUUCUGCCGAUUUCACCAAGAAUGUAAGAAGCCUGGCAGUCGCAGCAUUUGAUCUUGUGUGGUGCUCCCUGUCUGUCCUCCGGUUUGUCUUUGUCCUUGAAAUUAGUAAGCAGUCGCCGUUAAGUGGUUAUCGGUUUGUGUGUGUGCAACAGGUAUAUUGCAAGGUUGUAAUAUAUGUGCAAUAGUUUCAGAGGAGCCUUUGAUGUAUGAUAUAGUUGCUGUCGUAACAGGGCCAGAGUUGGUCUGAGUGUGGGAAUCAGUGUUAUUGUGAGUGUUCCGUCUAACAAAGUCUGUGUUGUAAUUGUUCUUACUAAAAACGUUGUUAAGAUAAUCUGUCUUGUCUUGUAGGCUGUCAGGUGAGUCGCAAACUAGUUGCGCUCGUCUCAUCAGAGUCCCGAUAGUAGUAACCUUGUUAGAGGUCGGGUUGUACGAAGACUUGUCUAGUAAUUGGUUGGUAUGUGUCGGUUUUCUGUAAAUAGUCGUUUUUAGUUUGUUGUUGUCACGAGUGACCAAGCAGUCUAGAAAAGGUAUCUUACCAUUUUCUUCUAUCUCCUUGGUGAACUGUAUGUCCGCGUUCUGUCUACUAAGGUGUUCAUGAAAAUCGUCGAUUCCAUCUUUGCGUAUGGCCGUGAAUGAGUCGUCGACGUAAUGUAACCAAAGAGGUACAGUUCGCGUGUAGGUAGCUAGGGCUUGUUCCUCGAUGUUUUGCAUGACAAUUUCUGCUACAACAACAAAAACUGGAGAGACCAUAGCUGUACCGUGUAACUGUUUGUAGUGUUUGCCGUUGCACUGAAAGUACGUCGAAGUCAAACAGAGGUUGAGUAGGUCCAUAAUGUCGUCUGUAGUUAGUGGUAGUUCAACAGUGGAGUUCUUAUUAGCAUUCUCAGUACAGUCUAGAGCCAGUUGAAGUGGAAUAGUGGUGAACAGCAAUUUCACAUCAAAGGACACUAGUUUGUGGUCGUCCGGUAUCUGUAUUGUCUUAAUGGGGUCAAUAAAGUUCUCAGUAGACUGUAGUUUGUGUCUAGAUUCGUCAGUCAGUGGUUUCAGUACGUUAGUUAAGUAUUUAGACAGUUGGUAGGUUGGGGACCCAUUGGGUUUGUGUAGUUUUGGUAGUCCAUACAGCUUGGGUGGCUGCGGAACACUACACCUCAGUCUGUUGUAGCAUCGAAAGUCGAUCUUGUCGGUUUUUUUUUCAGUGUAAGCAGUUUGUUGUUAAGUUGGUGUUGCAGUGCGGAUGUCGGGUCUCGUUUAAGGACGGUGCCCACUAAUGGGAAGUAUUUUUUCCCAGAUAAUGACUAUGUGAGACAAGUAGAUCAUAUCAGGGGCUAUUGAAAUCCAAAAAGAAAACUGGGGGUAACCUUGCAUUUUUCAGAGAUAACUGGGCUUCAAUGUGGAGAAAAAUGCUGAAUAGGCAUUUUUAAGAAAUAUGAUAAAAAGUUAUUUUUUCCCCAAAUUUCAGAGUGUACACGUGAACUGGCACAAAUGCAAUGAUAAUUUUAACAAGGUUUCAAAAAUCAGCAACAAAUGAUAACAUAGCAAGUGCUCUUUAUACAUCUUUUUUUGAAAUAUCGGCACAACUGGGAAGUUAUCAGCAGUUACUCCUCUCCACGCGUUUGCCUUAAAAAUAGUGUAAGCAACAUGUUCCCCGAACCAAAAAUUGAUAGUUUGCUGAGUAGGCUUAUUACUUUCGUUUGGUAAGAUAAAAAGUAGGGGUUACCACGCGUAUUUAGAAGUUAAAUUGGUUGGUUUCUACCUUAAUUUAAUCGCUUUGGGGGUUAUUUACAAUUUUUCCCAUCCCUUCCCCGGUCAGUUUGCACUAUUGCUUCACUCAAUGCGGAGUAUUCUGGGAUAUCCAAAAUGGCUAACAGUCAGAGAGAACAACAACCCAUGGAAGAGAGCAAAAACAGAAAGUGAAGCAGGACAUUUCAUGGAAUCUAAGGAAAACAGAUUAUACUAUUUCAUUCAACUGGAGCUUCUCCGUCUCAAAAAUUUAACAAAAAUUUUUGGAGAAGAGCAAUUUUCAAGGUAUUAAAGAUUACUUCCAGUGCACAUAGAGUAGUAUGGCGAACUAAAGAUCCAAGGCUGGUGCUGUAAACAAACCACUGUUCUGUUAUAAUGAGUGGAAAAUAGUCGACAGGGACUCUUUAUAGACAGAUACUCCUUCAAUCGUUUGCUUACCUGUACAUGUCCUCAAGAGUUUUUUAACUGUAGAUGUAAAAUGGAUUGUAAACCUUCUAUCGUUUUUUAUCAUUUUACCGGUUACCUCGAUCGAAUAUGUAAGUUAUUAAACUUGCACACAUUCAAUGAGCUUAUAUCUGUGCUUUGCGCUAUCUCUGUCUGGCUUUGCCGCAAGUGUCAUAUGACAUAAAUGAUUUGCAUAGACUCAAGUUCCAUACAUGAGCUCUCUUUUAAAAAAGCUGAAUACUGCGAAAGUAGUUGUACCGAAUGCGUUUAUCUACUGUCAUGUAUAGACUGGGCUAUAAUGAUCAUUAAUUUUAUAUAUUUCGUUUUGAUUUUUUUUCUGUAGCAUUCUCUGUCAUGAUCAUUCACUAGUUUUCGUUCCUAAAUGUUAAUUUUAGACUUAACAGUGUCUAUUAAACCUAAGAAGGUCUUAGAAUGGAAAUACUUUAUUUUACCUUCCAUCUUUAGUUUGUAAACAGCCAAACGGGAGCUAUGUCUAAAUGUCCAGAUUAUGUGUGGCGUGAAAUUGAACCUUGAGAAAUACUAUCUACGCAACAAGCUGCCCAAUGAGUCAGUAAUUUCAAUGCGUAGUAAUGCCAAAAUGCUUAAAUAACAAUGAUAAUAGUAAAAAGCAUAACAAUUUUUUACGAUUUUUUCCACGGAGGAAGCAUUUCCUUUGUGGUCUGCAACCAUUUGUGAAGCUGCGAUCUCAGCAAUCCAAGCAAUCUUGUGAUAGUUUUUUUCUUGUUUGUUCAACAAAUAAAAGCCUCGGACUCUCAAUAAAAGGGACAUCUGUAUGUAAACGAACGCUUUAAAUCUAUCUUCUGGUGAAUAAUUACAUAAAAUCUUACAAAAUUAAAGGAAUAUUCGGGAAAGUAUUUAGAGCCGAUUAGCCAAUAAAAGGCGAAGGACGCAAGUGAAAGGUAAACUUGCAGGUUCUCAAUUAAGUGGAGGACUUGGAGCUAUUUUCCUUCUGAUUUACUGAUCCUUGCCUAUUAAGGGAUUUUUUAAUACCCACGCUCUAAGCGUAACAUCUUGAAGCAAUAACUUUUGAUAUUUCAGAAUUGACUUUUGUUUGACUAUAAAAUAUUCGGUCACAUCGAUCAUACGGCAGAAAUAGCAACAUGCACAUACUUCUUUGGUUUUCAAAGAACUGACUUGUAAGGUAAAUAGAAAUUAUUUUUCAUCUGUUGAAAAACGGCGCAUUUUUUCCACAAGAAAUAACUAGAACCUCCCAGACUUACAGGAGACAAAACCAGUCCGCGUGUCCUGUGUGUUGCACAUUUCUUCUCCGAGGCGCGCAACUACCUUGACAUGCACAGAAAAUGUGGGCAGUAACAAUAGUGGGCACUGUCUUAAGUACUUCGUAGGUCUGUUUAUCGUUAACAAGCGAGUCCAUUUUGUCGUUGUAGUCUGUCUUGUCCAUAACAACAGUCACCCGUCCCUUGUCUGCGGGCAGCAUGACUAUGUUCUCGUCUGUUUUCAGUCGUUUAAGUGCUUUCUGUUUGUCAGGAAACCUUUCACAGUUUUACGCUGUGUUUUGAAGUCAAAACACGUGUAUUUAUAUCAAAAACAGUAAAAAAGCAAAAUUUCAAUAUUGCCAUUUAUCAACUUACUACAAUACAGAUCACUUUUACAUUUCUCUUUCUUAUUUAUAGUAAAUUCAUGUUGCAACAAAAAAACACUCCUGAUGAGAGUAUUUGGCACUGCUCGUUUGCUCAUGCAGGCAAACUAACACUAGCGCAGAAUGAUAGCUGGUUGAUUACUUUCUCCGUCCUUACCAGUUGUAGCAGCUGUAAUAGCACUAGAGCAAGGCAAUUUCAGAACUUUGCUUAUUUGAUAACUAAACAAAGCAUUGGACCUGUGUCCCGUCCUUUCUCAAAUCAUUUUUUUCCUCCGUGCCUGAAGCGAAAAGCUUCAUGGCACAUGUCACUCUCAAACAGUGGGCAGUUUUUACUUUAAUUCCGGCUUUCUUUCACAUAUCUGGCAAUAUAGCAUUUAAACUGCAGGGCUUGAAAUUGUGACUGAUACAGUCACCAAUACGACUAAAAUUUUGACCCUGGGGGCAAAAAAUUCUGCUUUAGUCACCACCAUGCCAAGUUCAUUUUUUUUUUUUUUAAUUAAAACGAUUGAAUUUUAAUAAGAUGUGCUCUUGCUUUGCUGGGAGAAACACAGAUUGAUUGUCUAGGCAGUUUCUUUCUUUCUAUUGUUUUUCAAGACCUUGAAACCCUUACUUUUUUCAGAUUUCAGAAAGGUUUGAUUAAUUUAGCAUAAGAAAGUGCAACAACUACUAUGGUGGGCACAAUUAUGAAGCCCUCUUCACCGAGUAUGUUUAAUUGUUGCUAAAAUAUUUCACCCACCGAUCAUUGACUCAUGGGUUGGUGACUAAGAAAACAAAAUAUUUUCUGCAGUGAUAGGUUUUCUUUAUUGUAACGUUAUAUAAGAGAACUAAAAUUAAGAGAUGGCACAGAAAUUGAAAAAGUUGGUAUAGUAAAACAGUUAUUUCACUGAAGAGAUUUUUUGGGAAGUGGUUACUGUGGGUAUUUCUAAAGGUUAUUGAAGGAAAGGCAUAAAAUGAAAGCUGCAUAUUCUUCAUUUCCAAAAAAAAGCCUAAAUAUGGUGCUGAAAUUGUAAAGCGUUUACCAAAUAUAUACGUACUAGGAAAAUUAAUUCUUUGAAUUCAUUUUCUUCUUCCACUCCUUGACAACUUUGCACGACAGUCAAAUUUGCAUGACAGUCUCAACUCGAUUCUCAAACUUGAUCCUCGCAUCUUGAAGCCCUGAGAAAACUUGAUGUGAGAUUUGAGUCUCUCAUUUAGUGUUUCGAGAAACCAGGACUUUAAAAAAACAAUUUAUUUCUCAAAGAAAGACAAACUAAUAACUGUUGGUAUGAAAGAAAUUUGCACCGACCAUCAGCGUUUCUAUGCCUGCAUCACUUCUAAUACUGUAUUGUGUGUAAGCGUGUUAUUCGAAAAAAAAAUCACCAAUGAAUUAAUGAUAAAUUUCAGCCAAUCGCAUCUUUGUAUUUUUUAGUGAAGUGAACGUAUUUACGUCCGUUGCUGGAGGCGUAAAGUGAAAUUUUAUCUUGAAAUAAAUAUCUCUUUGAAUCUUUUACAAAACAGUGAUGUUCAGUUUUUUGCCAGCCCCUUAGUAUUCCUGCAAGACAUGUAACAAAAAUAGAAAGGCAUGAAUAAUUGACAAUUAAUGAAUGAGGCUGAGUAUCUUAUGAAGAAUUAUGGAGAUCGAGGAGGGUGUUAACACCCUCCAAGAUCUUCAUAAUUCUUCAUAUGAUACGAAAGCUGAAUUCAAUAAUUGUUUUAUUAUUCAUUCAAAAUAAUUCUUAGUUUAAAAACAUGGGUAAAACAUGCUUACCUCCAUCGAUCCAUCGAUGUUAAGUUCAUCUUCUAUAGUCCACGUUUAGGUUUGUCCAGCUCCGCAAAUAUUCUCCAAAUAGCAGAUGCCGCCAUUCACGUUGUCUUCUUGCUGUUCUUGCCAUGUUUUUAGCUAUUUUUUGCCUAGUUCUUACUCUUAAAACGAGUGAAAUGUCCACCAUUUUUUCAAGUUCAGAAGCAAAACAACUCAACCUCGUCCCCAGGUCUUCUUGGUUAACGGUGCCUUAACCUGUGAAAACGCUGCAUUUUUGACGUCAUUUCCUCGUUAAACACAAACUUCUUCCAAAUUUGGUCAUCAGUAACUGGUUAUGGUGAAUUAAACAUGCGCUUUUAGCCAAUCAGAAUCAGGGAAAUAUUUUGAAUGAAUAAUAAAGAUAAAUAACUGAUAUAAGAAAUUGCUAAGUUUAACAUUAAGACUAAGAUAGAAAAUGCCACCUACAUGUCAAAAUACAGUUUGCUUAUGUCAGGUAAAAUUUGAAACCUGUUACUGGAUCACUCAUCGCAACUUUUCACUAUACAGCUUCCUAUGUUCGUUUCUAAGGAAAUCUGGCUCAGGAAAGAGUCAUGAUUACCAGACUUUUCUUGGAGAAUAUUCCAUUCAAGUUUAUUUGCAUAUGGAAAACUUGAACUACGCAAGCAAAAUUCAGACAAGGAAGUGAAUUAGAAGACACUUCCUUGUUUCUUUUCUUUUUUUCAGUGGUAAUUUUUUUGCACGACUGGUAGAAAGUUAUUUAUGUUUUCUAUGGAAACAAGGGGAAACUAUUUGCUUUUCUGUCUUUGGGCUAUACCUUCUUGCAACUUAAAUUUAUUCACUGGGGACUUGUUUUUCUUAAAACUGUCAAAGGUUUGAACCCAGGAGUCAUUUCAUUAGUAGGUUGAGUAUGAUCGUCCAGGUGAACAUAGUCCUGAACAGGACUGGUGUUGUUGACAGUGACUAACGUUUCAACCACCAGUGACAUUACAAGUCUUUAUAGCCAAUAACAUCACAGCUCUACUGACAGACAACCAAUAACAUCGCGACUUAAUUGAUCAAUCAGGUCAUUAACCAGAGUUUAAUACCAUCAACGUGACACUUUGACUCUGAAGAUUACUACCGCACAGGUUGUCGAAACAUCAGUCACUGUCAACAACAACCGUCUUAUUCAGGACUACGUUCACCCGGACAAUCAUACUCAACCUACUUGUUUUUCUCAGUUAGUCGCCGAAAGGCAACUUCAUCUUUUUUUUUCAAUUUCGAGCCCUGAAACUUUUUACUCCAACAGGUGAUUUAACAUACAGUGGUCAAAUUUCUUCAUACUCUGUCUGAAGCACAUUAUGCAGAAAUGUCUUUCUUGAUAGAUUGUAUGAGGCCAAAAUACAAUUUCAGAAUACAUGGCUCGAUCAUGUUUUUCCCUAACGUCAUGGAAUAUAUAUGCUUAAUUGUUUUCGGAACUUACUUAAGGUCUGUUAUUCCUCCAUGAAACAUCUUGCACAGAUUCUCUUCAAACUUGAUAUAAUUUGAACGAAGCUCAAAAUUGGUCAAACUUAAAUUUCAAUGCUGAUCCCCUGCCCUCAAAGCAAAAAUCUUCCCACUCUAGAAAUAAAUACUGUUUAACAGGUGUGCUCAACACACCUGAGGAUCUGAGUUUUUUGGGAGUGAUCUGAGCACUGAAUGUUUCUAACACCCUUCUUUGUUAUUAAACUACAGCAGUGUAUAAUGAGAACAUCAUUUCAUGAGAUCUCUGAAUUGAGACCAUACUGGAGUCUCGUUUCCCGUGUACAAUUCACAUGUGAAUCAUGACAGAUUUGCUCUGUGUUAGGUUAUAAAUGUUUGCACAUACAAAAGCCUGCAGAGUAUUUUGCUUCUGGCUUCUGGUGUUCAGAAUAGUCAUCACCUUACUUACUUACAUGUAUGUUUUUCUAUGGAAACUGCCAUCACAGCAAAGUUUAAAAGUCAAGUCUAUACCAGCAUAUGGUCAAGUCAGUUUAUCUGACGUCACAUUUUCCUCAGAAUUAUAACCAAGUGCUAAAUACACACAUGAUAAAGGAAAAUAUGCAAGGCCAAGUAAAUUUACUUGCUUAUUCCAUUAUUUUCUUAUUGUACAGUUUUUAUUUUGGCAUACAAGUUAUACAAUAAAUAUCCUUAACCCCCUAUAAAUAGAUGGCUGGUCUAAAAUAUUUCCACAGGUCAAAGUGCAGGUCAUUAAUGUCUGCAUGGUUUUUCAUAACACCCUGUAAUUAUGCUUAGUUCCAGUGUCAUUUUAGACCAUUGUUUUAACUCAUUUCUUUCUUCGUUUCCAUUUUUUGUUUAGUUAGGAAUUGUUUAAAUAGAAAACUUAAGUGUCAUUUUCCACUGGAUAGAAAGUCGUAUUCUUUUGAUUUAAUUUCAGCAAUUUUUUGAAGGAAAUUUGUGGAGUAAUAUAAUUUUCUCUUCCUUUAGAUAUGUGCGAGCUAAUGUUGACUUUGACCAUGGAACAAAGGUUACAUUUAGCCCUGAUACAAGGUAAGAGCUAGAAGAUUUUGUUGUCUUUACACAACACAUCUGUUAAUAGAAUAUCCAUUAUCUGCUCUGCCUGUUUGUAACACAGGCAUAUAAUCUCCAACUUUGAUCUAGUAAUUUUGCCGUCGCAAAUAUAAUCCUACAAUCCUACAUUGUGCAUUCAACUUACAGAGGCUCUUAGCCAAUGAGAAGACAGAUGAUGAGUACAAUGUAUAAUAAUAUUGUUUAUUUGCCUGGCUUAUACACAAUAUUUUUUGGAGGACUUAUCCUCAUGGUUUUGGAUUUUGAAGUUAUGUUUGGGAAAAUAAUUCGGGCUUAAAGUGCUUAUACUGGACUGGUCUAAAAUCCAGGUUUCCUUCCUUGUCAGUAUAGUACAUGCUGAGAUAAAUGUCCCUAUGCAACAUGGUUAAAUCUGCUAAGAUUCAGCAUAAUUUUUCCACUAGCACUAGAGAUACAAAAACACAUGAUGCAGGCUCAGUAAGGUUAAAGUCAGUCUGGAAAAUCCAAGCACCACUUAAUUUGCUUACCGUGAAAGUGGAAAUUGCACUAGUGCACUGUUAGCGAUCCAGCACUUUAUCAACAAACACUUACAUAAUCCAGACUGUGAGGCAGUACAGGUAUUCGCAAUGGACUUCAGCAAAGCAUUCGACUCAGUCAGACAUGAGCUACUAUCUAAUAAACUAAAGUUGCUGCCCCUGAAUACCUAUAUCAUCAACUGGUAUCACAGUUUUCUUUUUUUACAGACAACAACUUAACAUAUAGUCCAUAACAACCACCUUCACGAGUGGAAAGGAGUAAAUAAGGGGACAACGCAGGGUAGUGUGAGAGGCCACUACGUCUGAAUGACCUUGAAAUCAAGCUACAAUCUUGGACAAAAUGAAUGGAAAACCUAGACCCCCCCCUCCCCCCCAAAUCAAGGAUGGGAAAAUGGCGCGUUUUUGCCCUUCGCGCACCUUCAUCCUUGAUUUGGGGGGGAUGGGGGUUUGCUGUUCCAUUUUAUUUUGUCCAAGAUUGUCUGAAAGCCUCGACUGGCGUUACUCACAGCGUCAUGAUAGCAAUCAUGACAAGAAAUCUGCGUUCAAAUGCUUCAAGCUAAAUGCUUUCAAAGCAAACCUGGUCAUUUGUCAGUGAUCUCAUACAAAACAGAAGAAUUGCGCUUAUUUCAUUUAUAUAAAAUAAAUAAAUAAUUCACUUAUCAUAAGUCUGUAUGAAGUGCGGGAUGCAUUACUCACUAGGAGAGAGUUCUGCUGCAUGGAAGACGAAAAAAAGACAUACUUAUGCCUGAUUCAUUGCAAUAAUUUUAAUAAGCUUGAAGGCAGAACCCCACAAAACAUAUAUAGAAAUUGCAUUGGCUUGUAAUUGCAGGAAUAAUUAUAGUAAGAAAAAAAAUAAUAAUUUGGCUACAAACGAGACUCGCACCUGCCCAAAAAACCUCAGGUACGCUAAUCCUACUCGCCGAUGUUGCACGCUAGACCUCUAGACAAUCCAUGGAGAGACAGUGUUGCCUUGGCGCUAUUUUUAAGAACUGUAUACGGUGCCUUUAUAGAUCAUUGUUAGCGAUAUUUUAUCUAUAUAGAUUGGUUUUUUUCAUUCUAGGAAAUCGAACACGAUUAAUGUUGACGAACAUAAGGAUUAGCACGAUUUACAACAGAUUACCGACGGUUUUUAUUGGUUUUUCGCGAUUUUGUCGUGGUACAGUAAAGUAAGAGACAGUGAGUCACUUUUAUUUCAAUUGGCUGUUAAUCAUGAUUAACCGUUGAAAACCGCUGCAAACCAUCUUAAAUCACACAAAAACCUUUUGUAAACCGUCAGUGAAACGUCGACCGUGUCAUUUUAACAAAGUUCGAGUGCACUACACACAGUUUAAAAGUUUUAAUUAGUAAAGUUUUAGCCUUUCAUCGUUGUUGGUAUUUCAGCGAGGUAUAAAAAGUCCACAGUCUAGUGACUCCUGAGAAAUAACAUUAAUGGUCCUUUUUACCCUGUUACAGAACUCUUUAUAUGAUUUGCGAGUAAUGCCAUGUUCAAGAGCGCCUUUUUCUAACGUCCCAGACACGAUUUGCAAAAAUGUUCUCUUAGGGUAUUGUAAGUAUGGACGUCCUCGGUGACACUUGUGACUGCGGGUCACAGACCAGUGUUUUCAACCGAUAAGUGUGUCGAAAGAUGACUCUCUAAUUAACAGUGACCACUAUUUCGUGACUUAGACACCUUCGAGACAAUCUGGAACAAAAUGAAUGGAAAACCUAGACCCUCCCUCCCCCCCAAAUCAAGGAUGGGAAAAUGGCGCGUUUUUGCCCUUCACGCACCUUCAUCCUUGAUUUGGGGGGGAUGGGGGUUUGCUGUUCCAUUUUAUUUUGUCCAAGAUUGUAGGUUCCACUCCCACCCUUUUUAAAUACACCGAUGACUCAACCAUUGUCACACCCAUGUGGAAAGGGGGCAGUGAUACGUCAAGUGAUUUAAUGGAGACAUUUUUAAUCUGUGCGAACUGUAAUUCCAUGAGCUGUAACCCUAACAAGUGUAAAGAACUUGUCAUAAAGAACAGGGCUGUGCUCUAGCAGAGCCCGGUGGCCCCUAUGGUGCCUAAAUUUUGCCCUUGGGCGACUAGAAAAUCUCAGAUUUUUCAUACAAAUCAUAUGCUGGGCACCCUAGAUUUCACAGUUUCAGAGCACUGGGCUCCCUUCAAUUUUCUAUAGAGCACAGCCUUGAAGAAGAAAGGGAACCCCACAUUCUAUCCUGUUGUAUGUAGUAUACCACAACAUGCCACUCUUGUUUUAUUAGGUUUGACCUUUCAGAAUAACUGUAAAUUUUUUCCACACAUAAAAGCUAAACUGUGCAAGGCCAACAAUUGUCUACACGUGCUAAGAGUAUAUAGAAAAGAGCACUACAGCCAGACAGAAAUUGAUUAUUUCUUUUAUAGUAUUGUUCUCCCGAACAUAACCUAUAGACUUUCUGUUUAUGGUGCCUCCGAUGUGGAAAUUAAUGUUCUUCAGCAAUUUUUAGACAGAUGCUAUGAGUUGUGCUUUAUAUCUACACAGUUAAAUAUUAGAUCAUUACCACAAAAACAAGAUAAGGCGAUUUUUAAAAAAGUUAAACAGUGUAAUAACCACCCUCUGAAGGUAUGUUUACCACAAGAAAAGAACAAUUUAACCUGAAACCUUAGACAUAAAAGCUGCCAAAGGCCCAAGAUAAACACCAAAUGUUAUAAGAACACAUUUGUAAAUAGAUUAAUUUUUAAAUACAACCUUUUAUGAUAUUUUAUGUCAGAUAUAUGUAACUAGUUUUUCACAUGUUUUAGUCUUUAUUCUAUUUCAAUUGAGCUGAACUUUUAAUCUUUUUAUCCUGUAACAUUAAAUAUGUAUUUUUAUCUAAUGAGCAAUAAAGACAUUUAUUAUUAUUAUUAUUAAUAUGUUUGAUUUAAUCUUAAAGAUGAAACAACAACAACAUGAUAUUAAUUUGAGGAGGACUCAGAAAAAAAAUCCGAGUCCCAGAUGGGAUUUGAACCCACGACCCUCCGUGAUCUAGUCGGAUGCUCUAACCACUUGAGCUACUGGAGACUCUAUGGUGAGCAAGGGUCAAUUUGUGGGUCUCGACUGGAACCGCAUCACGCAGCUACACAGCCAAGUAAUGAUAGGCACACAAGAUUUAAUCUUGUACAUAAAUUAAUGUCAAGGUUAAUUCCUUAUAAUCAUGCUGACUAAAAUAGAAUAAAGUAAAAUGUUCUAAUAAUCCUUAAAAUUAAUAUCUUUUGUUCUUGCCUUGUUAACAGUGAAGACAUGAAACAACAACCAGUUCGCUUCAGGUUUGUUACAAAUAAAGCUAAUCUAAAGCGUGUAUUAUCCUUAACCCUUUUUAUAGACUACAAGUAGUCCCCAUUUUUCCUCAGGGAUAGUAGAGCGAGCGAAACAUGAGCACAUGUGAAAAUCAACCCAUGCGAGAAAGGUGAGACGCAGCAGUGAGAGAGAAAAAUGAGGGACUAGAGACAAAGCCCAAGCUUUUGAACUUAUGUGUUGCUCUGAACAACGCAGAACUCUGACUGGCUCAAAAACGCACCAGCCGCUAUCAACACUCGACAAAAUCACAAUUUACAGAAAGAAUUACUAGAGCAGAACAAAUAACAGCACAGAACAAAUAACUAGAGUACUGAGUUGCUCUUGUACUGAGCAACUACACAGAAAGCCAACCCGGCAACUGAUGAGGUUCGCGUGAAGAACCGAAACCACGGUCAGUCUUGCAUGAUCACAAGGUGGCAAUAACAGAACAGUCACAAGGCUGUUAAGCUAUUCAAAAGUUAUCACCAAGGGAGGAACUACGUCCUUCAGUCCAAAGACUCACAUUAUCCUUAGAAAAACGAACUGGAGUUUAAAAUUCAUUGCUUUAAGAGCAAUCAUGACUCAGUCACAUCGCAAAUUUUCCACAGUGAUGUAGCUUCAGUUAAAUUAAGCUGCAAUCCAUUCUUCAAGAUUUGGAUCUGUAAAUCUGUACAUCACUAUCUGAGAGAAUUGAACAUGCUGCUAAAAACACUAACAAGCUGGACCCAGCGUGACAAAACAUUGCAGGAAACCGCCACAUUCACGGACAAAAAGAAAAUCGCUUGUAAUUAUUCAGAUCCAGGAGGCAUCUCUGGAGAAAUUGAACUACCUAAAACCCUUAUUUAGCCGCAUUGAAGAACUUUACUUUUCAAAAGAGGUCAAAGAAAGCUAAAGAAACUGCUCUUGCAUCAGAGGGAAAAUCAUGCCGUCCAUAAACAAUAACCGCAGAAAAUUAAAAUGCGUGUCACAACCUCUCAGUAUGAAAUAAGCGGCAAAAAUCACAUUUGUUCAGUCAAAACAUUUUCUUCUAGAACAUAAUUUAUCCAUCAGCGAAAAAAAAUUCAUUGGAACAAGCAAUAUUUUGGCAUGAGGUAAAAGUCGUGUGCUGCCUACAAACCCCCCUUUUUACACUAUCAAGUUCUUCACGCAAAACAGCCGUGAAGAAUUAAAAUUAGUAUCUGGAUUUUCUUUUACUUGCAAUAAAUAUCCCUCACAGUUUACCGAUGACAAGAGCAAUGACAGCUCACUGAGAGAAGGAAUCCCAUUGGAUGCGCUUAAUUGGUUUGGAAGGGGAUACGAACUUCAUACUCGGCCGUGAAGGGUUCUCCCUGCUGCGUCUCGCCUUUGUCGCAUGGGAUGAUUUUCACGCACGCUUGCAUGUCGCAUGCUCCAGAUCCCUGAGGAAAAAUGGGGACUACUUGUAGUCUACCCUAACACCUGUUACAUAAAUAAAUUACCAGCAAAUUCUUAACUAGUGUAACUGUUGUACUAAGAUUAUUCAACUUGAAAAUGAUAAUUUGAAAUAACAGUAAUAAUAAAUUAUUGAGAAAUUGAUAAUAUCAUUAAAAUUAACUCUGCCUUCCUUGAUCCCAUGGAAAUCUUCCAGCCAUUAGAGGCAGUUGCACCUUAUAAGGAUGACCCCUAUGUAUUCACUCUAUCGGAGCCUUCAGUCCUGGCUGCCCUGAAACAACUAAAUCCACGCAAAGCAGCCGGACCCCACUGUGUCUCCAAUUGGCUCCUGCGUGAGUACAUCGAGGUUCUUGCCGAACCAGUAACAGCAAUUCUGAACUCUAGCUAUAAAGAGCAAAGACUACCUUCGCUCUGGAAGUUCGCUGAUGUCGUCCCGCUCCCCAACCAGAAGCCUGUGGAAGAUCUUAGCAAGCAGCUGCGCCCCAUCUCCAUGACUCCCGCCAUCUCGAGAUUUUGUUGUAUUGACCCAUGUCGGCCCUGCUGUGCUGAAGAUCAUUGACCAUGAUCAAUACGACAGAAUCCUUAAAUCCUCCACCCUGUUCACUCCGAUCUCGAUGUUUCACCACUGGUUACAAGCACUGGUUACACGGUACCGGUGCAGCUGUCAGGGUCGUGUUAUUUGAUUACCGCAAGGCCUUUGACCUUAUCGAUCAUAAGUCACUAAGAUCAAUGGCCUCGAUGUGCCGCACAGCAUCAAAGCCUGGGUGACUGACUUUUUGACAAAUCGACAAGUUGUCCUCAGACUGCUUUUCUUAGUGGGGUCCAGUCCCCGCCAGAGUUCCUCAAGGGACCAAGCUCGGCCCUUGGCUUUUCUUACUCAUGAUCAAUGAUCUCAAGGUUGACACUCUCACAUAGAAGUAUGUGGACGAUACGACAAUCUCCCAAACCAUACCUCUCGGCUCCCUGGGUGAUGUGCAACACGCUGUUACUGCUGUGGAGGACUGGUCUUAGUCCCAGUGGAUGCAGCUAAAUGGCGACAAGUGCAAGGAGAUGGUUAUCGACUUUAAGAAGAUCUCUCAUAACUUCUCCCCUCUCGAGGUAGACGGAAACAAGCUUCCUGUCACCAACUAUGCGAAGAUGCUAGAUGUUACGAUAUCCAGUGACUUGAAAUGGAACAAUCACAUUGUAGAUUGCAUUAAGAAAGCAAAUAAGCACCUGUAUUUCAUUGUUCUCUUGAAUGUACAACAAUCAGACCUGUACUAGAAUACUGGGCUCCGGUUUUCCAUCACGCACUCCCAGCUUAUCUUAAUGAGGAUAUAGAAAGAAUUCAGAAAAGAGCGCUUUCCAUAAUUUCACCUGCCAUGUCAUAACAGGAAUGCCAUGACAGCCUAGGCCUGCCAAUGCUGUAAGAUAGACGCAACAGACUAUGUAGACAAUUGUUCAAUUCCAUUGCUAUCAAUCCCAGACAUAAGUUAUACCACCUGCUGCCACCAAGGAAACAAUCCAGCUAUAAUUUAAGGUGUCAAAAGUUAUAUAAUUUGCCACUUUCCCAAACGGAACAUUUCAGAUGCUCUUUUGUUUAUGCUAUGUCCUAGGGUCACGCAUAAAGCUCUUAAAGUUUCAAAGAAGUCGACUUUAUUGUAAGAUUUUUAUACAUAUUUUUUAGCUUUACCACACAAGGUGUUUAUACUCAUAUGAUUGUAAUUAGUUUUAUAUUUUAACUAAUGUUAUUUGUGAAAUACGCAAUUCAGUUUUACGACUGGAAAGUAUUUGUACAAUAAACGAUUUAUCUACCUAUCUAUCUAUCUUCAAAUAAAUAUAAAAAAAAUUAUACAUAAAUGCAAACGUUGAUGUUAAUCCUUAAUUAAAAAUCAGUGGCAGAAGGCUUCGAACUGUUUUAAAAAAAUUUUUCCAUGGUUUGUAAAUCUUGACAUGGUCUUUAAUUUUACCAAUUGUCCUUCAAUUCAAUUUAGGUCCUUGAAUUUUUUAUUUCUAUGUUAGGUCUUCAAAAGUCCUUGAAAUUCACAACCUUGGAUACGCCAGACAUCUUUUUCUCAUAAAUUAGAUUAUUUUGCUGUCGAAAAUUUGGCUCAUCCUCGGUUUAAGAACCUCUAAGACUCACGGGUAACGUAUCUAGAAGAGUUUUAUGCAUGAGCAAUAUUUAGUUUCAGUUUCUUUAUUUAAAAUGCUAUUUCUGUACCUCAGAUGCAAUUCAGGUCAUCAUACACUCAUUCAUUUUCCAAAGUCUUGUGGCCAAAAGAAGUAUGAAAUAAUGUAAUCAACAAUGGCCAAAGAAGUAAAAAUCGUAAAUGACUCUAUGACGUGUUCUUGCCAAUGGGGUGAUCAAAGGGGGUUAAAAAAUGCUGGUUUAUUAAAAAAUCUGAGUCCUUGAAAACCUUAAGUUGUCCUUGAAAAAUCCUAAGAUGUCCUAGAAAAAUUUUUGUCUAAUGUAGUAUGAACCUUGUAUAUCUAAAUAGAUGGAGAGUUUCUUUAUGUAACUUUACAACCCACAAGUUGAAUUACGUCAUAUUUACAUGGUAAAAAAUAUAAAAUAAAAACACACAUUAAAUCAUUACAUAAUUAAAAAGACGAAAACUAGAUCUACAAAUGCAAUAAAGUAUAUACUAAACUUAUUCGAGUUCUGUUAAACUCAUCACUAAUAGAUGAGCUUAGGGCAUUGGUGCCUACAAAGUUGGUGGAGCCGAGCAAUGCUCUAGCAUGAAGAGGAGGUAUCCAUGGCGACCCUGCGAGUGACCCCCCAUCCAUCCGGAAUCUCUUUGGUGCUUAAAAAUGGAGGGGCCAGCGUACAGGGGUGAAAUGGAACGUCCGACUCCAACAACCCCAAGCACCAAGCUGCAGCAGUUGCAUGAAAAACAAGACAACACACUUACGAAAGGAAUGCAGCAAACAGUGAGAGUGACACCAUUAACAGCAGUGCACGCCCAAGACAAUACGGUACUCGACUUGGCUGCAAUGUCGAAGGCACUGCAGAUAACAAAUGGGACCUGCAAACGCAAUGACACAGGAUGUCAAGCUUGCUGACUAGAGAUACCCACAAGAGCUUCAGAAGGUGUCCGGAUAUAAAGCUGAUAUGCAUUGCUAGUCCAACAUCCAAGAGCCUGAACACCAUUGCAAGUUGCUUGGAAAAAUUGCCUUCAAUCCCCUCAGUGGAGAAAAUUCACCGCAGCCAAUCAGUGAGGAUUGAGCAUGACAGAGGUUGACCAUUUGCGAAUAGGAGCAAGGGGCCAGGGACAUUUCCUUGUAAGGAGAGUUAAGCCAGCAGUGCCUGAACUGUGCAGAGAGGUGCCCUUCCCAGACCAAUAUGGAUGUGGCAACCCUGACGGAACAGAUCCAUUUUUGAAGCUUUUAUUCUAACAAAGAGACAGGCUGGCAACUGGAGCGAAUCCACUGAUAUGUCUGCCACCGAUAGAUAAAUAGCUGGAGAAAAGCUAGCUAAAUUGGGGACUGUAAAUUCUGCAGCACAGAGAAAACCAAAAUAAUCCAGCAUGCAAGCUGCCCAAAAUGCGCAAUGAUAAAAAUAUUGAGGACCAACACCUGAUGAAUAACCAAAAGGAGGCUGUCAGUAAUCCGAAGGCACCGAGCAGCUGGGGAACCUUAGGAAAGAUUGACCCCUCUUAACACUCAUUGAAACUGCAGACAAUUAAGCAAAGGGUAGAGAAAACCUUGUUCUAUAUGCAAAGAGUGAACUGCAGAUAAAUAUGCUUUAAUUGACGAAUACUGAAUUGAAUCUGCAAUAAAUGAAACAAACAAACAUAGUGUCCAGUCGUGUGCAGGCCAAGGCAAGCCAUUCGGGUGGAGCUUUCCAGCUUGACGGCAAAAAGUGGAAGGAGCCAUACCCUGGGCCAAGAAAUGCAAUUACCGUUGUUUUAGGGAGGAGGUAUUUUAAAAGCUGUCCAGCAGGAGCUGAGGAAUUGGGCAAGGGGAAAAAUGAGCCUCUGCAGCCAACUGCUUGAACUCCUGCCAACAGAAACGUGAGAAAGCAUCAGCAACUUUGUUUUUAACUCCAGGAACAUGAAAAGCAGUGACAGUAAAACCCCAAUGCGCCGCCAGAAGCAGAUCACGGAGAAGGUGUAUUUAACCUGAAACCUUUGAGGUCCUGGUCGUGACAAUAGCAACUACUGCCUCGUUAUCUGAUCGAAAAAGGACAUGCUUCCUAGCCCACAAAGAUCCCCAAAGGUGAGCAGCAAUCACCACAGAAAAAAGUUCUUGGUCUGCAAUAGAUUGCCUGGCCUGCACAGUUGACCAGGCACCAUAAAACCACUGGCCUCAAGAAAAGGUACCAAAGCCAAUCACACCAGCCACAUCCAAGGUGACCUCCAAGUCUGUGGCAGCAGACAUGCCAGGAUACAACCAGAACCUAACUCUAUGCCAAGAGGAAAGAAACUGCUGCCACCACUGAAGAUCAAGACGAAACUCCUGGUUAAUCCAUACGGCUGGUCGUUGUUACUGAGGCAGCACAGCAAUAAAACGAUGAAGAAAGGCUGUCCCUGGCCAAACUACCUUAGCAGCAUGGUGUAAAUGGCCAAUAAGGGACUCCAAUUCCCGCUUUGUGAAUCACCGACGGGGCAUCCAGGAGUGAAUGAGCUCCCUUGGUGCAAGCAAUUUGCCCUCAGGAAGACGAGCCACUUGGUUGACGAAGUCCUGUUCAAUUCCUAAGACAGUCAUAGAAGUGGCCGGACCUAAAUUACAUCUUGCUACAUUUAAAUAUUUGGAAUCUAAAAUCUUAAGCCUUAAGUGCGUUAAAGACAUUCAUAAACAUUUUGUGAAAUCUCUCAGUCUUGAAAAUCGGGUUGAACUAGUGUGACUUCUGAGGUUGUAACAUUUGGUAUUUUGUGGGGGAAGUAAAUUCCUGAGCUUACUGUUUUUGUUUUUUUAAAAGUUUGUCCAUCAGGGCUUGCUUGAGACAUUUACACCCAGGAUCUUAGCGUGCGAUACAAUAUCAAUUUGCUUAAGUCAUUAAUAACAAUAAGAUCAAGUUCGAGAGACUCCUUACUAAAACAAGUCUUCAUUUCCUUGCACUUUGUCUCAUUCAGCUGGAACUUGUCCAAAGCGGCACACAAAUCAAAGGUGUCCACAGCGGUCUCGAUGUUGUUUGUUUGUCCCUUAAGUAUUGUUUCAGAGAUGGUAGAAUCAUCAACGUACUUCCAUAGUUCAAAACUUGGGAUGUCAAGUUCUUUGAUCAUAAUAAUGAAAAACCAGGGGCCUAAUUUGGUGCCUUGAGGACCCUUGCUGGGACAUCAUGUCACUCUGAAAAACAGUCUUGAACAAGUUUCAUCUGCUGCUUUUGACAACACAGGAAGUCAAGAUAAUCCAAGAGAUGGUGGCUUCAUGAAUGUCAAAAAGGCAAUGCUUUUGAACCUAUACAUAUCCCACGAUCAACAAGAUCAAAUGCCUUUUGAAAAUCAAAUGACACAGUGGCCCUGUUCCGGUCCAUGGCACUAUUCCAUGCAUAUGUCAUUGAUGAGUGCCUCUGUGGUGUUUGACCCGGGAGUAGUACCAAACUGCCUUGGAUCCACUUUCAUAAAAACAGCAGGUUUUACAUACUGUUUGACCACAAAUUCUUCAGCCACUUUUGAUAGUACAGGUGUUAGGGAGAUUGGCCGCAAGUGCAAGGAUUGCAGCAGUCGGACCUCCGCAAACAAAUAGUUGAUGAUAUCAGUAACAAGUAGGGCUGACAAGUCCGCAUUUUCCUUUAGCAGCCAAGGUGGUAUCAUGUCCAGCCCUGCUGACUUGGCUGAAUUCAGUGCAGAAAGCUUCUUAAGUAUGCAGAUUUCCAAAAACAAGGGUUAAUUGGGGUAAGGAACAUCUAAUGUAGUGUCCGGGGCCAGAGGGGUGAAAGUGCUCAUGGGUACAGGGAAUGCCUUGUUAACUGCAUCAGCAAGGACAGUAGGACCAAAAUUAGGCCCUGGAUCAACGUGCCUUAAGACAGACAUGGGAUCUGUUCGAGUAGUGGCCUUCAUCCCCCCAAGAGACUUCACUUCUUUCAAUCCUGUACGUGGUUUACAGUUCCUUAAAUGUUCUACUUUGGAUGCAUUAAGUAUUUAGUGCAACAAGACUUGCGCAGAUAGUCUAUGCGAUUCCACAAACUGCAGAAAGAAACCAGAUCUCCUCAAGCAAACGCUACAUGGUGCUGAUAAGAGAUUUUAAUUAUUUGUUAUCCAUAGGGGGUUGUUAGUGGGUGUUAGGGGCAGGAAAAUGUCCACUCUGGUCUUAAUCGCAGUUUGCAAGGGGUCAGUUUUCUUUUGACAUGUCUCUAAGCUACCCACCGAAGAACAGACAUCAACCUCCUUCAAACAUGUUGGCAUUGCUAAUCGUUUAGUUGCCCUCAAGUCUCUCUAUACUAAUAAUUGAUAAUAGUGGAGCUCUAGCACGUGCAAAGUGCACAAUUGAGUGGAGCUCCAUACUAGGGAAAUUUGGUAAUCCAUGCAUCCGAGAAAUUUUGGUAAUCACCUGACCAUCACCUGACUGUGAAUCCGUCCACACCACAGGCAUACCAAUGUAAAAUAACUCAGUUAACAGGCAUGACACCACAGGCAGCUUGAGGUGUUUUUGGCGGGAAAUUGCAUGACCACCAGGACUUUUAGAAAAAAGAGCAACAAAAGCGAGCCUUUUUAGAUCAACUGUUAGAUGUUAUUUUUGAUGUCUGCAUUUACAUGGAUGACAUAGAAAGAGCUAGAGUGAUUGAUUUAAAAUUCGUUACAGAAAAACAUGAAAAUUUCAUAGCGACGGUCAGAACAUGAGAAAUGCUAGCAGCAAGCUAGGACAUGCCAGCAAGGUGAAAAUGAGAGGCAGUGAAAUAAGAGCAAACAGGAACACAAACAACAAAAUUUUUGGUGAGCACCUAAGACAAUUCCUCCAUAAAAAAUAAUGUGUUCCUAUAGGAAGUUUCACAUUUAAGUCUGGCAAAUUGCAUUUUACUUGUGCAAAACCAUAACAAAGAAAUGUAGAAAAAAGUAUGCUGCAUGUUGAUUUGUUUUUUUGCUAAUGAGAUCUACCGGUAUUUAUUUUGUUGCCGUUCUCAUUGCCAUCGCCAUUUAGCAUUACACAAUUUUAUUUCUUUGUUUAUAAGUAUCUACUUGAGGAGAGCCUCACUUUUAGCCCAGGCUAAAUCUAUAUAUUAUUCUGAUCUGCAAUAUUUUGGUAUGGAAAUGUGAAAAACUUGACCUCCAAAAAAUUGUAGUUAAUAUGGUAGAAAAACUCUAAAUUGAAGGGUUAUCCAGAAAUUUUUAGCCUCUUUUAGUUUUAGAAAUUUCAAGGCAAUAUUUGCUUCUUGAUAAGCUAGUUAGAGAAAAAAGUUGUUGCUUGCCCCUAGCUCUCCAAAUAAGGCCAGUCACUGGACAAUGUCUGGAUGGAUUGGGGAGUUGACCGGUCAACCUUUUGUCUUGCCGGUCGUUUCUUGUCAUGUUGACCAUGCAGUCACAUUUGAUAGUAUUAAAAAUGAAAUAAAUUAAAAUUUCCAUACUAUUCAGUUGUUUCAGUUGUUAUCAGUAUGUAGCGAGUCACUGUGUAUUGUGGAACUUUGAUCUGAAAUCCUGGGUGAAAUGCAACUAUUGUUUACAAUUUAUGCAUUGAAACAGGCAUCAGAGUUCACGCACUUCUAGUCCAGUCACAAAAUUAAAAAUGUUGUCACUUUUAUAUGUUAAUUUUCAAGUUUUGCAUUUCUCCGUGCAUUUGAAUGAAAGUAUAAUGCAAAGGAACUAUACUUUAUAAAACCAAUAAUAUUAUUCUACUCUUUGCAAGUUUUUCUAUGUGUUUAUCUUUUGCGUGCAUAAACUAAAACAUAAAAGGUUAUACAAUGACAGACAGUUUACCUAUCAAUACACAUAAGCUUAUUAUCAUUAGUCUGACUUUUGGUCGAGGGGUAGAAGGUACUAUGUCAAGGGUCGAUUUUUUCUGUUUUCUAUUUUUUUUUUCGCUCUUUUUAUAAUAAUAAAUAUUCUUAUGUCCCAUGCUAUCCAGUUGCUGAUGAGUCAGCAUACGUACACCAAAGUUAUACCUGCAAUACUUCAACAUCUUUUGAGACUGCACCAACUAGAUUGCAGUUAUUAAAUUCCAGACACACUAACAGCGUGUUGACAGCACAAUCCAAAGUCUAAUUACAAUAAGCUGGGUAGAGAUUUCACUGUAAAAAAAAAAAAAGUGUUCUGCUUUCCCCUUUCUGAAUUUUCUGGGUCCACCCCUGAGAAAUGCUGUGACUGUGCACCUUACCGUAAUUUGGCCGCAGACCUAAUCUGACAUUGAUCCCCUCUAAACCAAAUGCAGUACACCAAGGUACAGUGAAUCCUCUGUUAAGUGGACCCCCAAUUAAGUGGACACCCUCUAUUAACCGGGCACUAAGCCAGGUCCCAAAAUUAUCGUCUUAUAUUUCCCUUUAUAACAAACCCCUAUUCAGCAGACACCUCUAUUAAGUAGAUGCGGCCACUAAAAUAAAUUGUAUUUGCAUGGCUAAUUUGUAUCAUUACAUUUUUUUGUAAAGACCUCUAUUAACUGGACACCGGACUGAAUUGAUAAUAGUAGUAUUGGAUUACAUCCUUGGAAUGCAUACUGUAGUUGAUUAAUAAAGAUAAAUCAGUACAUUUGGCUGUCAAUAAACUGUAGAUUAGACUGACAUCUGGUUGGUAAUGAAAGGUAAUGAACUUGAACUCUGAAUAGCUUCCUUAACAACAUGGAGCUUUAUCACAGUACAGAGUACCCUCUGAAUGUUAAUAGUUGUAAACAAACAUUGUGCAAUUUUUACAAACCUCUAUUCAGUGGACACUUGGGAAGGUCCUGAAGGUGUUUGCUUAAUAGAGGUAUCACUUUAGUUGUUAUUUAUUUCCAUAUUAUUUCAAAAAUUCAGGUUCCUUCAAUAAUUCUUGCUAUCAUAUUUUUUUUAUUUCAGAGCUUUCAUAACUGCUUUAGCAAAUGGAAACACAAUUCGAGUUUUUAAAGUGAACAAGAAGAAAGAUGGGUCUGGAGCUUGGGUUACUGGGGAAUUUGAUUUUCCAGUCAAGCAUUCAGCAGAGAUAAUAAAUAUUGCUGUGGCCUCCAGUGGAAAGUUUAUCAUGUCUUGCUCUAGUGAUACAACUAUAAUCCUAUGGAAUCUGAAGGGUAUGUCUUUUCAUUAAAACACAUCAUCUUCAGGUCUAUAUGGCCAGCAUUAGCAUCAAAUUCCUGAUUAGGUAACAUGAAGGUGGAUUUCCAACACGUUUCGUAGUGAGAGCUUUUUAGUCAAACAUUACAGAGAUCACACCUUUCUUAAAGUCUAGUCACAUUAUAACAAGUUACACAUAUUCUUGUUCAUUUGUUCUUUUAAUAAAUGGUUGACCCAGCAGAUGAGAAUGUUAGUCAUUUUGGUUGCUUCAAUUUUUAUUAAAACUCCUGGGUGUGAGCUAAAAUCACUCACGCAUUCAAGUUUUGUCUUGUUAAGGACAAGUUGUCACUUUACAAGUGAUAAAAUGCCACUUUAAGAGUGAUAAAAUGCCUUAUGUUUAUCUGAAGUACUAGAAAUUCUAAAAUUACAGUGUGAUCACAAUCUUGCUGUUUGCUAAUAUUACUGCUUAGUGCUGAACAGCAGCCAAUAUAUACUUAGUUCGCGAACACCGUUUCGUAGCAAGAUAGAGCAAUCAUUAGACUGUAAAAUAAAUGCCGCUAGUGCGGAUAUCUGAACGUGUCUAUAUGCUUUUACUUAGGGCUUUUUAUGGACACUGGUUUAGCCGUCAUUAGUAUAAUUCGAUUGUACGAUCUUGAUAUCUCUGCAUAAUGGAAUUCUUAAUUUUAUAGAAUUUUGAACUUUUAUUAUUAAUUAUAUCUAUUUCCUCUUCUUUUAUGUAAGGUUAAGUUACUUCUAUUUUGUAGAAUUUGUAAAUGAAUAGUUUUUUCUUUCUUCACUUAUUACAUAUAGGAUUGUUUUUGUUCUCUAAUGAAGGAAUUGUAGAUAGUGUUUUCAUAAAUUAAUUUUUUAUAUGUAACAGGUGAGGUGCUCUCCAUUAUUGACACUCAUCAGAUGAAUAACAGCUUUGCAAGUAUAUCUCCUUGUGGCCAAUUUGUCGCAUCUGCGGGUUUGUUCAAUGUUCUUUGUAUUGCGUUAUGUGUGAUCUACUGUAUCUAUUCUAGGAUUUCUCCAUUUUAUUUUAUUUUUCUUCAUCUACUGAAAGCUUCCUCCCUGAUUUUACAGUAAUCCGUAAUUUUGUUUUCUUUCUUUAUGUUAGGUUUUACCCCUGAUGUGAAACUUUGGGUAGUGGAGUUUACAAAGUCUGAUGAAUUCAAGCAGGUCAAUCUUUUUUUUUUCACAAAAUAAGUUUAAAUUAUGUACCUGAUCCAAACUCUUUGUAUUGACCUAGCUACAGUUAAUUAAGUAUAGAAAAUGACAGUGCUUUGGAUUUUUUGAUGACAUGAAUUAAGAAAAUAGCGAUGGGUAAUUGUAUCUGAUCAUAAGCAAAUUUUAAUAUUCAACUUCAGCUUUGCCACCCUUAAGAUAGAGUUGUUGAGUGCCCAGAGUGAAGGUUUUUUUUCUGUAUGAUUUAUAUUAAAAGAGAAAGAACAGUGAUUGCAUUUCAACAGUUGAUCGAUAUGUCACAUGUAUAGGAUGUAAAACAAGUGUUUUCUUUGCCUCUCUUGAUCAACAGCUUACUGGGCUACACCUUACUACUUUUCAUUAGUCAAGUUGAUCUCUAAUUAUGCUGUAUCCUUGGAAAUACUCUUACUACCUGUAUUUUUGUCUUUGGUAUCUCUUGCAGGAGAAUUUACUUGCAGAUUGAUGUUUAUUAUGUCUAUGACAUUUUUAAAUCUCAUCAUGUUGGACCAAUGGUGUGUCUAGAACACCAUACAAUCUAUGUCUUUUCAUUUCUUUCAUUGUUUAAACUAACAGGUCGACAAGAGCAAACUCGUUUUCAAAACAAUGGAACUGAUAUGAAAUUGAGUACAUCUCUUGCCUGUAAGUUUAAACUUUUAUAAUAUUUAUUUUGUGGCAGGUUUCAAGAGCAAUGGAGUUGAAAGGACAUACUGCAGGUGUUUAUCACUUUAGUUUUUCAUCAGAUUCAACAAGGUACAUGAACAGUUCUAAGAAUUAUACCAUGUUAAAUUAAAGGAGUGGGAUGCAAAUGUUUUAACUGGUUUUUGUGAAAUGAAACAGUUGAAAUUGGUAUUAAAAUUAAAUAACCCGAGUUAGUUUUUGUAUAGGUAAUUUUAGUGCUUAUUUUGUGGUCACCCUAUGUAAGUUGCCUGCCACAACAACUGUGGAGCAGAUAUUAAGUACAACUAAGAAAUGUUGGGAAAAAUAUCCAGGCCCCCAGCAUUUCCUAGCAUUUCUUAGUGUUACUUAAUAUCUUUUUCUUAUUUCAUCACACUUGGUAUAAUUUUGUUGUUUAUUACACCUGUAACCUAAGGUGUUGACAAAGGAACUGCAAAAUUAAGAAACAUGACCACAUUUUUAUACAGUAGAACCUCCCAUAAGCGACCACCCAAAAUGCAAAACCUUGGUGGUCACUUACAAGUUGUGGUUGUCAGACCGCAAGGGCAAAAUGUUUAACCUAUAAUGGAGGGUUCUACUUAUUCAAAAAAAUACUGAAAGUUGACUUUUCCGUGAAGAAAUCAUUAGCUAUCAGAGCUAUUCUAUUUGACAGUUCAUUUGCAGAAAAUUUUACUUACAAGUGUACGUGACUUCUUGUAGAGAAAUGUGCCUAAAAUGUCUGACGAACAAAAACUUAACUUCUUAAACUGCAACCUGAAAAUCUGGGUAUUUUUCUCAAGUGUAAUGGUUAAUAUCGUAGUUAUAGAUCAAACUAAUAAACAAAGUAAUAGAUGUGUAGACAAUUAUGACAACCAAAGAAUAAAUUGUUUUCUCUCCAUUUUUACAAUGUACUUCACUGUUCAGUAAGACCAUGUGACAAGUGGUCGCUUACCGGAGGUUGAAAACAAUCGAAAAUUCUAAAAACUAUCAGCUGAUAAGGUAAGGUGGUUGCGGUUACAAGAGGUGGUCAUGUAUGAGAGGUUCCAGUAUAAGGCUUUGACUGAGAACAUUUUUGGUGUUUUGGGAAGGUGGUUGCUUAUAGGAGGUGGUCGCACGUGGAAGUUUGAUUGUAUUAAAAGACAUGCUUUGACAGCUCGACCAUCAUGAAAUGUAGAGUUUGAGUAUGGGUUCACUGUUUAUGAGCCCAGAAGUCAAAUCAUAAGUUAAGAUUGACUAUGAUUGUGCAGCUAAAUAAAGUCCUGACUAGGACGGAUUGUUCAUGAUGUUUUGUCAUAAUUAGAGUCAAGGUGAGUUGUGUAUCAGCAUUGAAUCUUCAUCAUACACGGGUAAGUACGUGGUGUAAGCAUCAUAUAGUGGUUUGACGUUAGUUAAUAUAAAGCCUAGCCUUCCACGCAGGCGUUUUUAGGGGAGCUCGUUUUUCACCCCUCCCCACAAACGCCUGCUCAAUCAAAGACAACAUUCCUUUCCCAAGCUUAGCCAAUCACAUGGUACUUUCCAAAUUCUGGAAAGUUGACCUUGACCGCAAGGUAAUCUGAUAAUUACUCGAUCUGCAUGAAACACUGGAAAAACUUUCUAACCUCCAAUAAAUGCUAGAUUCAGAGCGGCAAAAAUAAGAUUUAAUCAAAUUUUAGAAUACUCCAUGCACUUCAUAAUCUUAACGAAGGAAAGAAAAGAAGGAAAACAGUAACUGCAGGGUCACGUUUUAGUCGCGUUUAGCCUGUCAACACUUUAUUGCACAACUGUUUAUUGGUCACUUACCACGCAAAUAAAACAAUGGGAAAGAAAUGUUGUUUCCGGUUGAGCAGGCGUCUGUGGGGAGGGAUGAAAAACGAGCUGCCCUAAAAACGCCCGCAUGGGAGGCUAUAUAAAGCCCUACAUAACCACAUAUAGCCAUACAUAGCCUUACAUAACCCUACAGAGUCCUACAUAGCCAUACAAAGCCAUACAUAGCCCUACAUAACCCUACACAGCCAUACACAGCCCUUCAUAGCCCUACACAGCCAUACACAGCCCUACAUAGCCAUACAUAGCCCUACAUAGCCGUACAUAACCCUGCAGUCCUACAUAGCCGUACAUAACCCUACAUAGCCAUACACAGCCAUACAUAGCCCUACAUUGCCCUACCUAACCCUACAUAGCCAUCCAUAGCCCUACAUAGCCAUACAUAACCAUACAUUGCCAUACAUAGCCAUACAUAACCCUACAUAGCCAUACAUAGCAAUACAUAACCCUACAUAGACCUACAUAGUCAUACAUAGCCGUACAUAACCCUACAUAGCCAUACACAACCAUACAUAGCCCUACAUUGCCCUACUUAACCCUACAUAGCCAUCCAUAGCCCUACAUAGCCAUACAUCGAUUGCCCUACAUAGCCAUACAUAACCAUACAUUGCCAUACAUAGCCAUACAUAAGCCUACAUAGCCAUACAUAGCGAACAUAGCCAUACGUAGCCCUUCAUAGCCAUACAUAACCCUACAUAGCCAUACAUAGCAAUACAUAACCCUACAUAGACCUACAUAGUCAUACAUAGCCGUACAUAACCCUACAUAGCCAUACAUAGCAAUACAUAACCCUACACAGACCUACAUAGUCAUACAUAGCCGUACAUAACCCUACAUAGCCAUACAUAGCCCUACAUAGCCAUACAUAACCCUACAUAGCCAUACAUAGCCCUACAUGGCCAUACAUAACCAUACAUAGCCUAGCUAUACAUAACCCUACAUAGCCCUACAUAGCCAUACAUACCGUAUUUAUUCGAUUAACCGCCCUGGGCGCUUAUUAAAUUUUUGGACCUUGAGAGUGGGCGCUUAUUCGAGGUGGGCGCUUAUUCGAGGCUGGGCGCUUAUUAAAUUUUCACCAUUUUCAGCAAGUGAAGCAUGUUUAUUUUAUAACAAAACAAUAAAUGCUAAUAACAAAACGCGAAGAAGUAACAAAGCAAGGUUUCUGUAAAAUACUCUGAAGAAGACUCCGUCCUCGGGGAAGUCUCUUAUUAGAAUUUACUCACUCAAGUGGGUGGGGUGGGGUGAGCGCUUAUUUGAGUUUAUUGGGAGGAGUAGGGGUGGGCGCUUAUUCGAGGGUGGGCGCUUAUUAACUUUUUUCUGCCUUUGGGAUGGGCGCUUAUUCGAGGUGGGCGCUAAUUCGAGGUUGGGCGCUUAUUCGAAUAAAUACGGUAACUAUACAUUGUCAUAAAUAGCCAUACAUAGCCCUACAUAGCAAUACAUAAGCCUGCAUAGCCAUACAUAGCCCAACAUAGCCGUACAUAGCCCUACAUAGCCAUACAUAACCCUACAUAGCCAUACAUAACCCUACAUAGCCGUACAUAGCCAUACAUAGUCCUACAUAGCCAUACACAGCCCUACAUAGCCAUACAUAGCCCUACAUAGCCAUACAUAGCGCUACAUAGCCCUACAAGCCCUACAUAGCGAUACACAGCCCUACAUAGCGAUACCUAACCCUUCAUAGCGUAUAUACAUAGCUCUACAUAGCCAUACAUAGACUCAUUGACUCAUGACUCAUGACUCAUUGACUCAUUUGACUCCUCUUUACCAUCAACAAAGAGAAUUUCAUUGCUGAAGUGACCAGUGAUACAAGUUAGUUAGGAAAUCUGGGCGAAGCAAAGCUGCACAUUAAUUCAAAUGUUACACCAAGAGCAUUACCCUGCGGAAACUGUCCAUUUGCAUUGCAAGAGGAUGCCAAAAAUGAACUGGACUGACUAGUGGAAAUUGGAGUUUUGGCACCUGUAGAGGAACCAACAGAAUGGGUAAGCCAGAUGGCUGUUGUCAAGAAACCAGAUGGAUCGCUAAGGAUCUGUAUUGACCCUCAAACACUGAAUGAAGCUCUCCAACGGGAGCAUUACAAGCUCCCAACUUUUAAUGAUGUGUUGCCCACUCUGAACAAUACCAAGAUAUUUAGUUAACUUGAUGUAAAGCACGCCUUUUGCCAUGUGCAGCUGGACAGUCAAUCUAGUCUUUUAACAACCAUGAUCACCCCUUUUGGCCGGUACUGCUGGACCCGACUCCCUUUCGGAUUAAAGGUUAGCAGUGAGAUUUUUCAAAGAAAGCUGAACGAGGCGCUCAGUGGCCUCAGCAGCGCUAUCUGUAUUGCAGACAACCUGCUAGUGAUGGGUUGUGGCAACACAAAAGAUGAAGCAGCUGCUGACCAUGAAUGAAACCUCCGAGAGUUACAGAAAUGGUGUUCACAGAGAAACAUAAUACUUAAGUCUGUCCUACGACAAACACAGGUUAAAUUCAUGGGUCACAUGAUAACCACUGAAGAAGGACAGGCAGACCAGUCCAAAGUAGAGGCAAUCCUCAACAUGCCAGCUCCCACUGACGUACAAUUCCUCCCAAAUCUUGCCAGUGAUUUACAGCCAAUACAAGAGCUAACCAGAAAAAAUGUGGACUGGAAUUGGUCCGCCGAAUGUGAGGAAGCGUUCAUUAAAGUGAAGACGAUUACAGAGGGCCCUUUGCUCAUUUAUUUUAACCCAGAUAAGGAACUCGUCCUGCAAGUAGGUAGUAGUAAAGAUGGAUUGGUUGCUGCCCUACCACAGGAUGGGAAGCCUAUCGAAUAUGCAUCGUGAGCUCUGACAAGUCCAGAACAAAACUGGGCUCAAAUUGAGAAAGAGACAUUAGCGGUAGUAUUUGGUCAGAACACUUUGAUCAGUACAAGUAUGGUAGAAAGGUUGUUAUUGAGAAUGAUCACAAGCCACUUGCCGCCAUCCUCAAUAAGCCCUUCAGCCAAGCUCCUAAAAGACUGCAAGCACUAAUACUGUUGCUCCAUAGAUGUGAUGUCGAUUUCCACGACAUGGAGGGAAGCAAGCUUUUCAUCGCGGAUACCCUGAGCAGAGCCUAUCUUGAUGUCCUCGAUACCCAUGUGAGAGUGAUGAAAGUCAAUGCCUUAAAAGGAGAGUCAGAUGAGAGAAUUAAUGAAGUAAGGGAGGCAACUGCAGAGGAUGAAAGUAUGCAGAAGCUCCUUAGUAUCAUCAGGGAUGGCUGGCCUGACAAUAAGAAUGAAGUACCCAGUGAACUGAAACCAUGUUUUGACAUGAGAGACACUCUAAGCCAUCAAUACGGUGUUAUUUUGAAGGGAGAAAGAAUUGUGAUCCCAAAGUCGCUAAGAGACAUUACAAAGAAGAGGCUGAUGAGAUGCACUCCUGAUACUGUAUUUUGGCCCGCAAUGUCACAUGAGAUACGCCAAGUGGUCGAAAACUGUGAAACCUGCCAGCUACACAAACCACGGAAUCAGAAAGAGACACUGAGACAACAUAAAGAGGGGGAAACCCAGUGGAGCAAAAUUGGCGUCGAUCUGUUUGAAAUAAAUGACAGAAAUUAUCUAGUCACUGUUGACUACUACUCAAAAUUUUUAGAAGUUGAUUACCUUUCCACCACAACCAAAACGACUAGGCAAGUCAUUACCAAACUCAAAGGACACUAUGCGAGAUAUGGGAUGCCCCUACAGAUGGUAACUGACUCUGGCCCCUGGUUUCUCUCACGAGAGUUCAGGAAUUUCACGACGGAGUGGGCAAUACAACAUGCAACGUCAUCACCCGAGCAUCACUAGUCAAAUGGAAAGGCGAGGGCCACAGUGGAGAUUACCAAAACGAUGAUGUGUAAAGCACUACGGGAUGGCACUGAUCAAUAUGAAGCCCUACGGGAAUUGAGAAACAUGCCUCGCCAGGAUACAGGCAUAAGCCCUGCCGAAAUGAUGUUUGGCAAAAAUACUCGAUCACUGCUACCGUCUACAGGAACCAAGAGCAUCCCAAGUGAAAAACAAGUUAUGAUGAAAAGAGCCAAGCGCCGCCUUCCCAUUAAGAGUAACUACAACAAAGGUACCUGAGACCUGAAGCGACUCACCCCCUAGUCAAUCAGUUUACUACCAAUACAAGGAAGGAAGGAGACCUGAAUGGAGAAGAGGCAUUGCGUGGACUGAGCCACAGCGAGUGAUCCUACAUAAUAGACGGGAGAGAUGGUUUAUAUAGGAGAAACAAAGUACACCUACGCCCCACAACACCUGAGACGUCACCAGACAAAUUCUCCUCACCUGCUUCUGCGUUGAAUUCACACAAACUGCUUGAGCACAUGAUCACUGAGAAGUUGCAGGAUGCCAACAGACUGAACAAGUCUCAAGCAGACAGUCCAACAAGGCAACAGCGAAUAAGGAAGGAACCUGACUGGUUCAAAGAUUACGAGUUCAACUUUUAGUUUCUUGAUCAUUUGCGCAUGUUGCAAAGAACUUAUAUUUAAUUAUCAAAGAGACACGUAGACAAAGAACUGAACUUGUCUGUGUUAUUCGUUUUUGCUUUAUUUUAUUUUAUUUUAUUUGAGAAAGAAGCAUGUUGAUAUUAUAUUGUUGUGAGCCCGCAAGUUGGUUUUAACCAUAAGGGCCUGGAAACUAUAUAUGACAUGUGUGUAGGACCCACCAUGUUUUUUAGAUCUAAUUCUGUCUUUACAUACUUGUGAGACCUAGCUGCGUUGUGUUUUACUGCCUGAAGCAGCACUUGUCAACACACGAGUCACUUGGGAUCUGAUGCAGACUUUUCCACAGCCUAUCAGGGCUACACCCACUCCCCAAAAAAACCUUUUUUGCUGCAAGAUAUGUUUUAUUACCGUCAAUGUUUUCACUGAGCACUUAUUCAGUCAAUCCAAUAAAGUUUCGUGGUUUUCAGGCCUCAUUUGAAGCACCAUAGGGGUUAUUGUUUCAUAAUUGUUUUUGCUAGAAGUUCUCAAAGUUGUCCACUGCAUGUGGGAAGUUGAUGAUAGUACUAUUAAAGUGUUUUUAUUAUUAUGACUUAUUAUGACUGCAGUCAGUGGUAAUGACCAGCUGCUUCAUUGUUUCUACAGUAAUAUUUUUUAUUCCGAUUUCUUGUUUUCUUUGCUUGUAGCCAGUAGUAAAGCCCCUGAGUACGAAGUGUUUUUUUUUUCAGGAUGGCAACUGUAUCCAAGGAUGGAACUUGGAAAAUUUGGGACAUUGAUGGUGAGUCGGUAUGACUGGUUUGUUGUUGUGUGUGAUUACCUGUAAUAACUUUUUCACUAACGUGACUCCAAAAGGGUACUCUUACUUCUCACUCAGCUCCUCUCACUGUGGACUGAAGCCUGUUUGAAUGGCUAAGUAAACACGGUAAUGAAGGGAGGAGAAAGAAAACAUGGACUUUGUUGCACAAAACACAAUACAUAGGAAGGUCAACAAUCGAUUUACUAUCAUUUCCCCUUGAAUUGUAGUGAUAGUGAAUAUUCCUUGCAUCAGAUCUACAAGUACUUUUGCAGUCUACUAAGAGCAGUUGCCAUUUGAAAAAACGUCUCUAGCGCCGAUUACUAUCGGCUAUAUUUAUAUUUAUCUGAGAUACACUAUACAUUAAUUUAUGAAAGUCAAAGUUUUGUAAAAAAAAAAUGCACCUAUCAGUCUACCAACAUAUUUUCAAAAGAAACCUGCACCGCGUAUGAGAUGACCUUGACACAGCAGCCUUUUUUCUACCCUGCGCAUGUUAAGUGUAUAUCACCAUCAUUAAAACCUAUGAGACUCCCUGAUUAGGAGCCCCCAUAAUAACCUGACAGCUGCUUAUAAAUUCUGGAGUAUGUUCCUCCUUGCCCAGACUCAAUUCAGCACUUGCUGUGUACCAACAUAUCGACCUAUUUUGCUACUCUCAGAGGACACAUUGUGGUCAAAACCAUCUAAGUAUACAUGUGUCAACGAAAUGCGGUUAACUGUCACCAAAUGCCAUACUUAAACAAUAUACGAGAAACUGGGAGAUGCCUAGGUGACAAAUUUAAAGACCAUUUAUGCACCAGAUGUCUACGUAACACUGAUCUCCCAAUUAACUGACUAUUUUUAUCCCCUGAUUACAACGUUGGGAACAUGCUGGUCACUGUGAUCCAUUCUGGCUUCAGCAGUGCAACGUUUAGGCGCAGUGUUGAAAAGUUGGAUGAUAUUUAAGCUCUGGACACUAGUCGAAAGAUUGAUCUCAAUUGUAUUUGAGUAGUAUUGUAGGCACCGAAUUACCCCUUUAUGCGCAGGAAUCUCAUUAACUUGGGCAGGAAUUUAUUAACGCCAAUGACGUCAUAACCUUUUGUCAGAGGGCAAAAAAGGCAAAACAAAGUCAAAAAGGCCAACGUCAGGGCAAAAGUGGCGAAAAUAACUUGCGGGCCAUGUAAAUUAAUAACCGGUCUGGUAGAAAAACAACAAAAGGAGUGAAAACAAUUAAAAUGUGGAGGUGGAUGGAAAGCAAUGGAAAUGAUGAGGAGGAUGUGGUGGUGGUGGUGUAAAGUUUUCACUCUUCACGAUUGAUAUCAUUACAAAUAAACUGUGUCAAAAUAAAAAGUCGAUCCAGAGUCGAUGCGGUGGAGGGAAAACAAAACUAAAAAAUGAAAUUAGAAAAAGAAAGUAAAUAAAAAGUGGAGGAGUAGGAGAGGUGUGGGAUAAGUAAGACAUUGUCUUACGUGCUGAAAGAACUACUUUGCCUUGCCUUCAUUAAUAUGCACAAGAAUUAGUGAACCGGAACUAGGACAAUGACAGUGGCAGAAAAUAGAACGUGAAUAAUUACGUUACCGCUCAGCAUGUUCGACUUUAUUCCCCAGACACCAUGAAUUAACCAAUGAAAACGUUUCAUAGAUAUUCUCUAAUCAAUCAAUCGAAAACCAAGACAUUUACCGACCUAAAAGUAACUAGAAAACCUGUCAGACAGGUUAAACUAAUUGAAAAUAGCACAUGAUCUUAUCUUAAUGAGAUUCCACCGUAUUUUAUUCAUGAGAUAAAGACAAAAGGUUAUAACAUCAUGGGCGUUAAUGUAUUUCUACGCAAGGUAAUAAGAUUUCUGCCCAAAAAAGGAUAAUUAUGUGCCUACUAUACUACUUAUUUGAACCUCCAAAAGUCAGUGCAAGCAAGUAAUGUACGAUACGUCUUUGUUUUGUAUUUAUAACAUCCAUUUUUCAGUUGCUUAUUAACCACUCCAUGGUAUGACCACUGUAGCGUGCCACGAGUAUACAGCUAUAUCGAAAAAGGUUCCUUUGGUAGUUGGUCAUAAGUAACUGGACAUUCGGCAUUUGGGCGUAUGGAACAAUGCAAUGAUUUACUUGGGUGACCACCAAACAAUAGCUUUCCAAUGCUCAGUUCUCAAAGGAACCUUUAUUGAAUCAGCUAUAUGUUGUGUUGUUGUUGUUUUUCAUUUAGUGGAGUUUAGUAAGAAACAGGACCCACACCUGCUCGUCACUGGAAUUUAUGAUGCCUCCUUUGGAGUUUAUAACAACAUGCUUAUUCAUAUGUCUCCGGAUGCGUAUGUGACAGCUAUUGCAAUGGGAAGGUCUGUAGGGAUUUUCAAUACAGAAAAUGGAAACUUGGAAGAACUUCUUGAAGACGUACAUGGAGGUAAGAGAAAUAGUGACAAAUUAGAGUCACUUAACAAACGAAUGGCAAUGAAUCAACCUAUGAACAUACUUUGUAAAACUGAAUGGAAAACAGUUUAAAGUCGCUAGUUAGGGCUUAAGAGAAGAUGUCGGUAAAAAUCAAAGAUCGGGCGGACAGAGCUCAAAAUUUGAUUUCGCCUAUACUUUGUACAUAAGUAGGCCCAGGUACUAUACAGUCAUAUGAAAUCAAGGUUUAUUUCACUGAAUAAGGUUUCGUUUGAAAGAAAUCUAAUUUUAACUGUUUACGGUUUUUUUCGUCGUAAUUAUCUUGAGAUUUGCCAACUUUCACAACGUUAUUGAGUCAUUUAGUCGAUCGUUCUAAAGUAUCUUUACGGAUAUCCAGUUAAACUAAAGUUACUUUAGUCCAUUUAUUCCAAAAACAGCUCGCCAACGCUGCUCACAAAAAAUGUAUGAGUUUUUGAGGAAGCACACCAACAUCCUUUCUGAAUUUGGUUGGAUGGCUGGUCCAAACAACAAGUCAGAACAUGUCGCGGUACGCGACGAAUCUCACCAGGAAACCUUUUGGUCAUCUUUAAAGGAUAGUUUUAACUUUCUACAACUUUAUUUGUUCGGGAUCUUUUGUACUUUUUGGGCAAAUACUUCUUAAAGUGAGCACAAUUUCACCUUCCGCCAUGUUGGAAUGUCUUACAUGACGGAGACAGGCAAAACGGAAGUCACCGGUACGGAAUCAAACAGCACAAAGUUUCACCACUUAUCACUAUUAUUAUACAUUCAACUCACUAUCUCUUUUCUGCUUUGCCGAAAGCGUACAGUGAAUUUUCGAAAUCUGCACCUGGGACGUCAUCUAGCGGUAGAUUAUACAAUAAUCAUGUCAAGGACUUUCAAGGUCACGGGUAAUCAUGUCAUUUAUGACCACAGUGCAUGAUUUCUAAGGAUAAUCAUGUCAAGUUCACGCUUUGUGUUCCUUGCCGUCAGUGAAGAAGCAAAAACAUAACUUCCGGUCAAAAUAAAGAUUUCGUGAAUUCUUUUGCUCCACAUUGUUAAACCCAAAGGAAACGGAAUAUAAAGCUGAAGAUAUCAAUGCGGAAUUCGCUCACCCGUUUAUUCGACGUCUAAUGACGGUGUCAAAGGUCGGUGCAUGACGUGUAGGAAAUCAAUGUCACUAUAUCAUGCAUGGAAUCACAGUCCUGAAUAAAACCAUUGCCAAAUUGCCGUUAACUUUAAAUAUCGAAGGCUCCCAGGAUCGAGCUAAUGGAUGAAUUGAAUCGUAAACGUGCAUGGGUGCAAAGUGCCACUGCUCUUGAAUUUCGUGAUUAGAUUUCGUUAUUGUUGACAACCAAAUGUUGAAGAUUAUCACCUCUGUAUUUAUAGUAACUCAGGAAGGCUUGAGAAACAUUCCGUUUUGAAAUUCAUUUGUUUUAAACUUCUUGGGCACUGUAACAUAUUCACUUUCCGGAAAGGAUCCUCCUUAGUUUUUUUUUUUAUAUUUCAUGACUUUCUCUGUGUGUUGGUUAAAUGAUAGAUCAUGUUUACAUUCUUUAGCAUGUGGUUUUUGGCAUCUGCUUUUUGGCAUACAGUGUCGGUUUUGAAAAGCAUUUCGUAUUUCGUCAGCAUUUCUUCGGUAACUUUUUGGCAUCUCUAUUGACUAUUUUCCAAUUGCCCAUAAUACACUCUGUUUGACCCCCAAAUUUUGCAUAACUUAUUGUCUUAAAAUGCUCUUGGGAAAAUGCAAUACUCCCAGGAGCAUUUAAAAACAAUGGUUAUGCAGAAUUUGGGGGGCAAACAGAGUGUAUUAUGGGCAAUUGGAAAAUAGAGAAUAGCACUCACGCUUAUCCUUGCCCGAAUCUGUACGUGUUCUGACCUUAGGAAUCCAAACCCGACACAGUCGAAUGUCCGAUUGCAUGUGCACUUGAAUAUUCUAGAAACUUAUCGGCGCAGCAUUUUAUUUAACGCUUUUACUUGUAAAAUAAUUUGCUCUUCAUGUGAAGGUCAACGUCGCUUUACAAUUCGAGGAUCUUUUCUUUGCAGCUAAGGCUCUUUGGCUUAUUCGCUCUUCACUGAACGAAAUCCCAUCGUCAGGCUUCGAUACUCCUGUCGAUACCAUCUUCUCCGGGCAUCUUCUCCAUAUCAAGUAAUAUCGGGAACAAAUUCGCCCAAAUAUACAACAAUGAUCCACGCUCAAUUAUUUCAAAGUCCUUUUAACAAUUCCAAGUCCAUCAUUCCAUGCAGAUGAUAUUGUCAGUGUUCUUUAGAAUAUUUCCAUUUAUGCAAAACUCAUCUUCGGCUGGCUACUCUUUUGUGUCGGGAAAAAAUGUACCCCUUACUAGUACCCUCUAGAAUAUGCCAAACAUAUGCGUAAAAGGCACUUGGAACAAAAGUAAUACUAAGUAAGGGAGGUAACAGUAAAGUGUUUAAUUUGACUUUAAUGAAUAAAUUAAUGAGAAUCGAGUGAGUGAGUGAUCGAGUGCCAUUCGAGUGCCUCCAAAAGCCCAUGGCAUGACUACGUCAUCCAUGAGCUAAUAGGGACUUUACGAACCAGAACGCGACGCAGUUUGAAAACACCGAAACUGAGAAGGGCCCGGGGCGAGAACGCUGUCACGAGCGCGGGAAAAACAAAGUUACGGAUGCGAACGCGACGACAGAGGCAGAGCUGUGCAAAUCCUUUAAACUCCGCUAAACACAUUUUCGUUUUAUAGCUGGUGUUAUACAUCAUAAAUGGCAACAUUCAGAGAGGCAAGGGAAGCUUUAUUGUUUACCUAUCAAGAUGGAAGAAUUGAUGAUACAGAGUUUGCCCUGUUGUACGAUUUAAAUUCUUCUGAAAAUCUCGAAUUUUCUUAUUGGAAGUAUGGUCGCUUCGAUCUUGCUUCUAUGACAGAUGAUGAGUGUAAAGCUGAGUUUCGGUUUUUCAAGAAUGAUACUUAUUUACUCGGAGAGGUUCUUGAUAUUCCAGACAUAAUGAAAUGCCCUAAUCGCGUUCUUAUUACUCAUUUUCAAAAGGUUAUACAGCCAUGGAUUUGCACUGUGGUCAUUAUAACACAACGGGGAAGGAGAAAAGUCAUAGAAAAAUAUAUCGAGUCUAAUGCAAUAUAUAACAUAACAUUGUAAUGCCUGCAACCUACUGACCACCUGCCCCUACCCCUUAUCCUGCUUUUUGGUUAUUACUGACCACAGCCUUGGGACUGAAAUUGACAACUCACAAUUUUUUCAAUACAACUUGAUUGUGUCUUAAUCAUUAAACUGAUUUUAGUGAAGAGUACUGUUAACCAUACAACAGAGAUUUUAAAAUUAGAAAUGUGAGCUUAAUAUUUGGCCUCAACAUACUCCCUCCCCAAGAUUCCCCAGCCCUUUUUAUCCUAGGGAGUUUUUUAAAACCUGUUUUUGAACACAUAAAGUAUCACUAGUUUCUUUUAUAGCAGACUGUACGUACAGAAUUUUAUUGCAGUUUACGCAACAGAAUCUAAAUUUUCAAAAAAAUUAUUCAGCUAUUCUAGACAAAAAAUAUUUUCUAAUAUGCCACCAUCCAAUGAGAUAACUGCAAUAAUAGAACAUAACAAAAUGUGGGCUCCUCGGCACAAGAAAAAUGCGGUGCCACUGUUGAAAUACAAAGAUUGAUCGCUGACAGAAAACGUUCGUCGUGACUCUUGUCAAAACAAAGACAAUAGUUAAUACAUUAUACAAACUGGUUUUCAAAAUCAAGCGACAGCUAUACCAGCAAUACUGGUGAAUUUUAAGUGAAUUAGGUAGCUAUUUGUUCACAAGUUUGUCCAACAAACUGAUCGUCUGAUCAGUGCUUUAGAUUGGUCUUGUUGCUGUCUCAACAUCAGUUGUUGUGACGCCAAGUGUUGCUGUUGCUGCUGUUGUUGUUGUUCUUGCAUUAGCCGCAUCAUUUCACUUUGAUUCGGUUAAUUAAAAUACCCACAUGAUCUCUUACGGACCUUUUAUCCACAGCAAAGACAGACUUGGGACAGGUAUUCAAAGUGUUGGCUAUUCUAUCCCGAAUGUCGCUUCUUUGCGACGAACCCUUUCUUGUUUUGAACGGCUUCUCGGAAAACCCUCUCUGCAUAACAGGACAUCGUGCUCGCUUGUCCAGUACAUCACAUUACUGCGUGAAAAAAAGAACAGUCUGUUUUAGUUUGUUUUCAAUGAAGAACAUAAAUAUAAAGUUUAAACUCACUUUAAUCUUACAUUUAAGCAGGACAGGAAAUUGAAUCUUCUAAUAAACUAAAUUGGACUUACUUGCAAGUUUUCGACUUUGGUAUCGAACUCGUCGGGUCUGCGUGUUGUCCAUUCAUCAUAGUGAUAACCAAUUGACCUUCAGUAAAAGGCAAAUUAAAAUGAAGAAGAAGACGCGUUGCAGUUAAGCGCCAAGCAUGCGUAGUGAAGCAAUUUGUGAGCAAAUUACUUCCGGUGACGUUUCAGGCUGCGUCGCGUUCUGGUUCGUAAAGUCCCCAAUAACAUAGAGGCAGUGACUUUUGUGUAUUACCAAGGUAAAUCUCACUUGCACUUAUAAUUUUAGACUCAUUUUAUCCAAAAGUAAGACGAUUUUUGCACGGUACUUUUUCACAGUUUCAAUAUGGCGGUCAUCGAAAAAUCUUGCAAAUUGGCAAACUUCGGGAAGGUCGUAUCAAAAAACUGAAAAAGAUCCCAAAGAAAUGAAAAGGAAACAUAAAAUAAAACAUCUAUCCUUAAACUGUAGAGAAAGCAUAUUCUGAGGAUUUAUUUUGGCGUACCGACCGGGUUUUUAGGCAGGUCUUUUAUGUCACUCUAGAACCAUUCAGAAAAGGCAACGAAGUGUUUUCAGCGAAACACUCUCCACGGGUCGUAUAAAGUAAAUCAUCUGUCAAUAUACACAAUAUUUAAUUCACCAAGGGGCAAGCUAUUUCUUCACAGUAAGAAAUCAUUUAUAGAGUUUAUCCCGCUAACUUGAGAGAGUCACGAAUAUAGUGAAAUUUCGGUUCAUCAGAGGUCAUUUUGGUUCAAAACGGACCCAACCGAUUUUAUUUAAUUUCCCUUAUAAGAGCAAAAAUUAGACUGAACUAACCCUCUUUUGUUAACUACUAUACAAUACUCUAUCAGUGUAAAAAGUAUCAGCGAAAACGAAUCUUGAGCUGUGUCCGCCAUUUGGGGAUUAUCUCCGAUUCUUACUGACAUUGACUCUUAAAAAGGACAAAUUAAUCGCUGGAAACACAUGAAAAGUCGCUCUUGUUAAAAGGGACAGAUUUGUAACGAAAUGAACAUAAAAGCACAGAAAUUAUGACCUUUUAGUCUCUCAAACUGUGAGGCUCAUAGCGAGAUGCCCGACUAAAACAGACGUAGAAUUUUCCUUUCUUGAGUCCAGAAUCGGUUGUUUAAGAAAAAAUCUCUUCAACUAAACACUCACGAAGCGUUUUCAUGCUUGUACACAAUAUUCUUAUAACACGAGUACCACGACAUACCUGUGUGAAUUCUGUCUGUCAACAAAUUCAGGAAAUCACACAAUUAACCACGUUCGCGGCACUGAUAAAACUAUCCACAACCAACCAGGCACAAUAACAUUAAUACGGGCAAAAUAUCAUCAAAUUACUCUCACUCAAUAACUCUCGCUCUUUCCACAUAAAUCAUCACAUGUACACUUUCCUGACAAGAUCCCACAUGUAGACGAGCCGUUUUGAAAAAGGACACAUAGAUGCCGGCCUUCAAAACAAUCUCUACUAAGUCUCUAGACUGAUCAGAAAUCAACAUCAAUUUUGCUCUCGCCGAAUAGAUUUGACCCCUAAAAACUACUUUUCGAGGCCAGAGUUUCGUCACCGCCCACAACGAAGCUCCCAAUGAUGCCUUUCCGUCUCAAGCCCGAAAUCAAUGAUUCACCCAUUUAGCCAAAAUGAGACGAAAUACGGUAACAUGUUGGACGACGGCAGACUUUGCCAUUCGGGAGGCUUGUUCCUUCAUAAGGCCUCAAGACGCAUUCCGGAAAACUUUGGUGCAGUCGACCGGAAAGAAAUCUAGAAAAUUAACCGACCAUAGAAAACAACUUCUACCGUAUGCACUGAUUUCAAGUGUAACUGUUUUAUGUCACGGAGAGUGAUGGGAAAUGAUAUGUAGGGGAGGGGUGGUGAAAGAUGUAAACAGCAUUAAAAACAUGUUUUUUGUUUUUAGUCUACUACAACUUGUUAGGGGUUUUUUGUACUGAAAACAUAAGAAAAAAAAUGGUCAAGUACUGAACAAGCCUCAAAUGAGACAGUUGCUAAAAAAUCCUGGAGGUACCUUUUUGCAAAUCCAGAGAGAUUUCCAUUUCGUUCCAUGAAACUAUAACUACAAGCUUUAGGACACAGCUGAGACAUUAAUUUGUAACACUUUUCAAUGUAAUCUUUAUAAAUUUGUAAUUAUAGGUGUAUCUUUGCACAUAAUUCUUCCUUAUUAAAUUCACGAUAACGUCUCGCACUAUUGUUUAUUUUAGGAGGUAGCUAAUAGCAUUUAAAGAAACAAAAGCGGGAAAUGUUUUCAGGUUUAAAAUCAAUCAGAAAUGAGAACAAAGGCCAUACACAGAGAGAGACGGUAACAGUAGGUUCAAACCAACAAAUUUCGUUAAGCUACCUCAUGAAAUAACUGUAAAAUCCAAAACUGCGAUAUUCGUUGUUCGCGGCUAAAAGAUGCAUCUGGAAUUGACCAGUAUUUCACCUUUUUCGUCCUUUUCUUUUCAACAUACGACAUUUUUUUCGUCUUAUUAGACUCGUCAUUUUGCUGGUACGCUUACUUUCCUCUUUAGUUCAACGUUCCCCUAUAAGUAAUGAAAGCUAUGAUCUCCAACAGACACGCAACAAACGUUUCUCAAACGUGCUUUGAGAAUCCUGAGAACUUAGCCAAAGUUAGUGGUCAAUUGUGAGUUAACGUACCGUAAAAUUCCGAAAAUAAGCCCCGGGCCUUAUAUUUUUCAAAGGCCCUUUUUGAGGGGCUUAUUUUUGGAGGGGCGAUUGAACGGAAAGUUUUUUGCGUUACCGGUUUGGGGGCUUAUAUUUGGAGGGGCCUAUUUUCGGAAUUUUACGGUAUUCCGUGUUUUCUGUAGUUCCUUAUAUUUUGGUAUAUUUCUGAGGUACACCAAGAGCAUUAAUGAGCAGUGUAUAGGAAUUGUGCUAAGCUCAAAAUCAACAGACAAAUAUGAAUUCCCUGACUAAAAAAGUAUUCCAAACUAUCUCCAUCUUCUCUAUUUGCUUACUUUUGGAAGUACAUAAGUAGGUUGAUUAUGAUCGUCCGGGUGAACGAAUACGACUGUUGUUGACAGUGACUGACGUUUCGACAAGCUGUGCGAUAUUUCAGAGUCUGAAGAUGACUUCACUUUGACCACCCCCCUCCCCCCUCCCCGGCUAUAAUUUCAAGAGAAUGAGACUUUUGCUGUUAUGGAAAAUUAAAAAAUGAGAAGAAAACCAUUUGAAAGAGCAUCACAUUCUAUUUGGAGGGUUCGGUAUAAAUACUAUGAGGAAGAUCAUAUGAGGCCCCUGUGUAGACAAGCGUGCAAUGUGGGAUUCAGCACCUUGGUUGGUUCAAGUUGUAUGUUGUAAUGGCUUGACUAUGAUGGGGUUUAAUACAAACUCGGUAGAGGCGGAAGGACAGUGUAAACGGUUAUAAAAGUAGAAUAAAAUCAGCGUUGAUGUCUGCAAAUCACUGUGACAAAGUUGUCUGAAACUGGGACACUAACACUAACAGCAUGGCGAACUGCCUAAAACAUGCAGUAUUGAAUUAUGAAUUCAUCAUAUGCCACCCAGGCUACAAUGAUGCACUGCCUUUUCCUUACAUUAAAGCUACUCAGUACAGUCAACUCCCUUUACAACGGACACUUUAGGGACCUUGAGUUAGUGUCGUCAUUAGCGAGAGUUUGUAAUAGCGGAAGUUUAUUUCAGUCAAACAUCUGUAAUUAAUUUUUUGCCCGGGAUUUAGCUGCUGUCCAUUAUAGCAGAGUGUCCGCAAGGCGAGAGUUGACUGUAUCAGGCUGCUAAAGCGAUACGUCUAUUAGGCUACCGUCGCCCCUAAUUUUCAUGUGGCCGCUUUUCCAUUGGCAACGUAAUCGGCUCAACGCAGAAAAAGAGGUUUCUAGUAGUGCAGUUGGGGGUUUGGCCACUAAUUCUUUUCAGACUUAUACAAAUUGCUGCAUAUUUCAAGUACGUGAGCAGCGACCAUGACGAAAGAGCGAGAGUCCUCUGCACUUGCUCUGAUGAACAGUGUAUUACACAAAAUUGGCCUAGAUCCAACACUCGACACCCUUGCAUGGAAGCAUUCAUGAUGUCUUCUUCUAACUAAUAUUCUAACUGAGUAAACGGCAAAUCACAAGACUACAAUGUGUGGUCUAAUGUAUUCAACGAUUAUCAGCAUAUACAUUUUGAAGUCUUCACGUAAUAUAUCAAACAUGAGACGCAGUGUUUCAUCACCAGAUGAAACACCGAGAAGAGAGUUGAAAAUACGACGCGCAGCGGAGUAUUUUUGACGAACUUCGAGGUGUUUCAUCUGGUGAUGAAACACUGUGUCGAAUGUUUGAUAUUUCUUCUCAAACAAAAUCAUUUUUGAAGGAGAAAUUAAGGAUGCAAAUACUAAGCAGUGUUUCAUCCGAUUUCCAAACACUCAUUAAACAUUAAUUUCCUUUGUAUUUUCUUAAUGAAUUAUUAAUGAGUUUGAGAAUGUAAGCUAAAAAAUGGUACAACAAGUUGCAAAAGUACUUGACACACUGUACCGUAUUUUGGCAUAAAUGACCUGUCCAUGAUCUUGUGCUUGUGAUCCCCCCCGCACCCCUUACCAAAGUUGCUAGCAAUACAAAACCAUGCUCAAAACUUGGAGGAACAACUUUGAAUGGGAGGGAGGAGGGAGGUCAGUGUUAUAUCUCACAGACCUGUGACCAGGAGCGAUUUGAAGGAAGAAAGGUCAUUUUUUCGCGGGAGUGUCUCAACAGUUUUGCAACUGGUUGUCUGAGUCCUUCAUACCUCUAUAGCCGUGGUGCACGAUUAUUAUUUUAUUUAUUUAUUUAGUUAUUCACAAAACCUUAUACAACAUGAGCAAAAGGUGUUAAUUAAAUCAUAAAAUUAAUGUGACAAGGAAGCCUAACGAAGCUUGAAGCUUAUAUUAACAGGCUUCCUUCAACUACGUAGUGAACUUAAUUCAUGGCUGAGUGCAGAGUGAGCAAAAUCAGAAAAUAAAGCGACAGAUCGGCUAUCAGUGAGAUAAUUCUUUAAAUUUUUUUAAAAACAAAUAUAGAAGGAGAGCUAAUUAGUGAAACAGGCAACGAAUUCCAGAUUUUAGGUCCUCGGUAAAGGAUACUGAAUUGCGUCAUAUUUGUUCUACAAAAAUGAGGUCUAUACUGAGAGGCUAGUCAAGUUUCGUAUUGAUGGACUUCAUUACUACUUAAGAACAAGUCAUGAAAGCUACUACUAACUAGGCAAAAGAUUUGGUGAUAAGAAUACAUAAAGGUACCGACAGAAAAUGAAUUAAUACUAAAUAUGUCAAGGACUUUAAGCUGGCUUAAUAAAGUGGCGGUAUGUCAUCAAAGUUUGGGAUGAUAGGUUAAAGCGGGCUUUCGCAAUAAUUCUCACACUUUUCGAAAUUUUUUUGAGACGAAAUCAAUAUGUGGUUUCCAAGAGAGAUGCUGAUCAACAAGAACACCUAAACAUUUUGUCUCCAUGACUUGCUUGAUCACAGUAUUUUCCAGAGUAAGAGGGACAUUAACAUUGACUUGCUUUUGCCUUGGAUGAAAAAUCAUAAAAUUUGUUUUAGUCAAAUUUAGAGAUAACUUAUUCACUUUAGGCCAAAUAAUUAUUUUUGCAAGUUCAUUGUUAACAACAGAAACGAGGUGGUUGGCAUCUUUAUGGGAACAAAAUAUACUUGUGUCACCAGCAAACGGUAAAUAUUGAGUGAGACUAGAGACAUUAGGAAGAUCAUUAAUGUAAAUAAUUAACAAAAGAGGUCCAAGAAUUGAGCCCUGCGGGACGCCAAAUAAAAUUUUCCGCGGAUAAGAUCGAUGGGACCCAAACUGGACAAAUUGAGUCCGAUCGUCAAGAUAGCUUUUGAUCCACGCCAAAGCAGUAUCCAGAAUACCAUAGUGUUGCAGUUUUUGACACAAUAUUUCAUGAUUAAUAGUAUCAAACGCCUUAGAAAGAUCUAAGAAGAUGCCUAAAGUUGUUUCAUUUCUGUCGAUAGCUGAAGAUAUGUUGUUGAUCAAGUCAAUUAACGCUAAUGAUUACGGAAUCCAAAUUGUUUCGAGUAUAAAAUAUUAUGCCAGGUUUAUCAGCAUAUACAUUUUGAAGUCUUCACUGUAAGCGAAAAAAUGCUACAACAAGUUGCAAAAGUACUUGACACACUUACCGUAUUUUGGCAUAAAUGGCCUGUCGAUGAUCUUGCGCUUGUGAUCCCCCUCCACCCCUUAUCAAAGUUGUUAGCAGUACAAAAACCAUGCUCAAAACUUGGAGGAACAACUUUGAAUGGGAGAGAGGAGGGAGGUCAGUAUUAUAUCUCACAGACCUGUGACCAGGAGCGAUUGGAAGCAAGAAAGGUCAUUUUUUCGUGGGAGUGUUUCGACAGUUUUGCAACUGGUUGUAGCUUCAUUUGGCACUGUUAUUGGAAAUUUAUGCUCAGAAUUACAAAACGGAAUUUCUGAGGGCCUAACGUAUUAAGGUUUUCCGGACGAGAAUGCCCUAUACCCAAUACCCUCCGAAGCUCGUUUAUCAAUCUGGACAAAAAUACCACAUUAGGAACCUCUCUACGCAAAAAUGCUUGCUACGCACCUAAAGCAAGCUAGUCGAUGACUGCUGCAAACUGAGCAACAAAGAAACAAACAAAACAGGUCGAAUUCCACUGAUCAGAAACGAUGACCUUUUGAACUUGUUCAAGUGAAUAUCUGUUUCCUAGGAAGUCCGCUAACAUGAUUGACUGGAUAGAAAAGUGCUAAAGAAAUUCUUUAUGUUUAGAAACCGUGGUCAUCUAAUUACACGAUAUUACAUCUAAACUAUCAGAACUAUUAGAUCAAAUACGAACUGGGGACUGCUCAGAUCCCUUAAUAAUGCAUUGAAAGAUUGGAACUCCCUCAAGUAGAGAUGAGGCGGUUACCUUGCAACCCCUUGAAAAUAUUUCUCAAAAAAUUUAAAUCUCAAAAAAAGGUUCUAGGUUUUUUUAUUCCAGGUUUCGUAGUACACACCCGAACGCUCCGUUACUAACAACAAACUCUUGUAUGCAAUAAUAAUGUAGACUUAACAAACCCUCUCAGUCUUCAGUGUAUUGUUCAGUUUCAUUUUACAAAAGGCACUUUCAACGUCAAGGUAAAAAAUAUUUAGUUCAUUCCUUCUAAGACACAAUGAUAGCGAGUUCAAAAUCUUACAAUGUUGUCAAAUUUUCACACAUGGGUCCGGGACCAAGCUUUAUUGUAGCACAACCUUUUCCAAUCAUCGUCAUUUCAAUCACAUUUGUGAAGAAUCUUACUCGUUAUUGUGUAUAUCUCAUAUUUUUAGAACAGCCAUGGUUAUCUUGAAGUCUAAUUUUGUUAUUCUACUGUGUUGUUUGAACAACCCACUUGCAGAUGACAUCACAGCUAUUGCAUGGCAUCCAAGCUCACGUUACCUGGCUACUGCAGGAGGUGGAGACCGUCAAAUCCGAGUAUGGCACAAUGCAGCUGGGAUCAGGGUGCAGAUUGAAGAUCUACAAGGACGAAUAUUCCGAUCAAGGAAUGAAAAUGUCAAGGUAAGAACACUAAGUCAUGAAAGUAGAGGGAUUGUUGUUUAGGAUUGUGCCAUGGCUGUAUUUCAUUACAAUUCACAAUCUGCCAUUGCCAUCUGUUGGCUCAAUAACACAAAUUGAGAAACAAGCCACUGCAUAUUCCAGAAAAUGAACAUUUACUUACCUGGCAUGGUGAGCAAAAGGUAAUGGGUUCCUCUAGAUACCAACCCCGCUUUGCAUGAAGGACGUUCAAAGGAAGUACAAAUUUAAUAACAUUGCCAAAUUAAAUCCACACGACAAUAAUAUAAAGCAUAGCUUAAGUUACACUCUACAGAAGUACUUAUUUAUGAAACUCACUGAUACAAUAGAUAAGAAACAUCAGUUUCAAAGAAAAAAGAAAUUGAUCAUAUAGAUCAUCAGUUUUCCAGUUUGUAGUCUUGUUGAAUAGUGGAUGAUGUGAAUUUAUACGGUUGUAUUUGAUAUUUGUAGAACUUGGGUGCAUGCUUAACAAAUAGAUCUGAAAUUGCCAUGUAGCGAUUCGAUAAUAGGCAAUGUUGUUCUAUGCUGCUCUAAGCGUUUUUGUGUAGCAACAAGCUAAGUUUACAUUCUCACUUAAUCCGUACUGUUAGAUGGUCUGCUCAGUGGCUCCGAAGCACUCAACGUUUAUAUUCCUUUGCAAUGCAAAAUAUUUUCCCAUUAUACAAAGUGUCUUCACACAUUUUCAUUUACAUGAAAUGUUAGCCUGUCAGGCUCAUAAACAUUACCUUCUGAUGUGUCUUUACUCUACCACACUUUAAUGUAUCUUGCUGUCAAACGUGCCACUCUUCACAGGCCAGCGCUCAGAAGUAUUGUCUACUUUCAAACGUGGAAAACGUUUUACACCGUAAUGUAAUCUAGUGGAAUUACUGUCUGUUAAUGUAUAUUGUAAUAUCACACGUUUAGAAUUCUUUUUCUUUUUUCCUGCGCUACCCAGUUCAUUUGACUUCACCCUUGUUUCUUAUUCACUGAGUUUAUAUUUUUGUCCUUCUAGCUGCUUACAUAUAAUUUUCUUUGUUUUUUUUCCUACUACAGGAGAGAUUGGAACAGCAGGUCCUUGAAGCCAGGUAGAAACCUUGUCAUUUUUCGUGUUCAACUGCUUAAAUUAUAUACCUAUACUCUAUCUAUUUGAGACCUAAGAUAUGUUUCGACUGGCCUUUAAACAAACAUUACGAAAUACUUUUACUUACUUGGAGAUAAAUUUAGCUGGCAACAGCCACCAUCCUUCACUUUGUUAUUUUUUUUUUAAGGCUUUGCAGUCCAGACCUACUGUGCAUUUCCUCACAUGUUUUAAUUAUUUACAUUUUUUUUCUUGACUUCUCACUAAAUUUGGAUAUUUCUUUCUUAUUCUGCAAUAACGACAGCUAUUUUCUUUUCAGGGCGUCACUGGACAAGCUCAACGUCAAUAGCUAAGAAAAUCAAAAACGAAAAUUAAUGGUCAUAAAAAGUUAAUGGACAAAGUUAUAGAAGCAUUUAAGAGUAAUUUUUACUUCUUCAAAACAAAAAUUCUGCAAAAUAGUUUUGUUAAAGAAGAAACUAUUUAAAAACAGCGGAAAGCCAGGCGUAAAUUAGCCACAAAUAACCGAGAAGACUUAUCCCAAAGAGACCUAUCCCAAAUGAUCUAAUAGACGCUCACUCUCAAAUAAACGCUUGUUCUGUAAUAAACGCCUCUCCUAAGAUGUUAAAUUUUUAUUAUACGCUUGUCAAGUUUAAAAUUCGGAUGAGCUUACAAAGACAACAUAGCGUAAAAUUCCGAAAAUAAGCCCCUCCAUGUAUAAGCCUCUCCAAAUAUAAGCCCCCCAAACCGGUAACGCAAAAACCCUCCGUUAAAUCGCCUCUCCAAAUAUAAGCCCCCCGGCGACUUGUACUUGGAAAAUUGCCCUCAAAUACAAAGUAAAACAAAGCAAAAACGGUGUAUUUACUUCCAAAUAUAAGGCUAGCCCAUUCGAUUUUGAAACGCAAAUUUCUCUCUGUAGAUAAGCCCCACCAAAAAUUAGCCCCUCAAAAGGGCCUUUGAAAAAUAUACGCCCCGGGGCUUAUUUUCGGAAUUUUACGGUAGUGACCCAGAACAUUCUGACAUCGAAGUUGAAAUUUGAAGGAGGGAUAUGGAUCUCUAUGUGGUGGCCUAGACUUAUUAAUGAAUGGACUACAAUUGUUGAUAUUCUGCUAUUAUUUAUAAACUCUUUCCCCUUGGGUUUAUCAGAUCAUUUACGGAAAGCAUUGAGAAUUUUAAGCAACCUAUACAUCUCUAUUUUCUUUUUACUUGAGGCCUUUCUGAUUUUUGUUAAUAUUAUUUAAAUUUAAAAAGUUAACAUACUUUACCAUCUAUAAUAAAAAGG